Messenger RNA from Columba livia (rock pigeon), 45150 nucleotides. It is a transcript of the gene PDZD2, whose product is annotated as PDZ domain containing 2. Lineage: Eukaryota; Metazoa; Chordata; Aves; Columbiformes; Columbidae. The transcript has 24 exons. The record is from RefSeq and is a predicted model, not a curated record. The coding region runs from base 33562 to 41169 and encodes 2535 amino acids. Gene Ontology annotation, molecular function: protein binding.
AGCGGGGCGGGUGCGCGGCGGCCCCAGGGGGUCCGCGCUGCGGCUGCCGGGGGGUCCAGCCGGGCGACGGGUGCCGGGGGUGCCCGCGGGACCCGCCGAUGCCGCACGGCCGGCGCUGGGCGGUCGUCGGGUCCGAAGUGCGCGGGGGCGACGGGUGCUGGGCGUCCCCCAGCCCGGGCUGGGGGCUCCGGGCUCGGGGCUGGGCAGAAACUUAAGUUACAGUCUGGCAGGAGGGCACGCUUUCCCGUGGGGACAGGGCUCCAUCCAAAACCACUAAACAGUUCGUUUGGAGGAAACCUUUACAACUCAAGUCACAAAAUGCUUUCCUGUAGGACACAUGAAUACCAGAUUUUUAAAAAUGAAAGCACUGCUGAAAGCCUUGCAGAGGAGCUUUGCUUGGCCAGCUUGCAUACUGAAAGCUUUUAAUAAAGAAAAUAUAUUGUCUUCCAACUGGAUGCAAAAAAUAGAGCUGAAUUAUCACUUCCUAAAUCUAUCAUGAUUUCUGGCUUUCAGUUAGGAAAGCUUUUGGUGGCAUUCAAGUGCCACAGCCAUCAUGUUCUGCUAAUGUCUUCUAAUCCUCAAGCAAAUAGAAGUCUGUUGGUGUUUAGUGGGUUUUGUACAUUUAGGGCAUAGGCAUACUUCAUUCUUACUUCAUGUGUACUUUAUGUAUAUAAAUUUAAUGCUUCUGCUCAGCCCUGCAUUUUGGCAGGGUCCUCUCUUGCAGCGGAACUGGGGGGACCUUCUAAAUGAAGCUAACAAGUAAAAUAUGCUUUGAAAUGGAGUGCAGAUGGGAAGUGUCUUAAGUAUUGUGUUGCACAAGAGUACGCUCUCUCUGUGUGCCAUUCAGCUCACAAAACUCUAGGUUUUAUGAACACAUCCGCAAUCUGAACUGGACUUUGCGCUGUUCAGAAAUAUCACACACUGAUGUCUGGAGCAGCAGCAGUUCUGAUGAGAAAGGUUAACUCAUCUCUCUCCUGACAGUACUUUUGAUGCCUGGCACCUGACCAGCGUAUUUGUUAGAAAUGAGUAUGUAAGUUUUAAAUUGUGAAAUAUUCUCAGAUUGUUGAAGAAGAAGAGUAACUGGUGUUCGCUGGCUCAGGUGGGUUGGUGUCUUAACUUUUCUAGAGCUGGUUUGUGAGUUAUAGAGCUGUCUAUCUCAUCCUAAAACAUUAUUGUGGAUUUCCAUUUCAUACUGACUGACAGUAACAGACUGAUAGUAAUACCCUUUAUAGUAGAAACUGAGGUUCUCUACCCCAGCUUCUUUACCCCCACACCUCACCCUUUCUUUGCAGCAGGGAGUGUCUCUUUGGCUCCAUCUCCUGGCUCAAAGAGAGGAUCCCCCUUCAUGUAGGGGACAUGGAGAGAUGGGAAGCCACCUGGGGGGAAUUGGUAAGAGGUGGGUGAGAAAGGUGGUGAAAGUUUCAUUUUGGACUUGAACUGUGACCUUGGGAACUGUGACAGCAGGAUAGCUCCAGCUUGCAAAUGGGGUGGGAAUUAGGUCCUCACUUUUUUUUUUCCUGGGAAGAGAGCAUGUCUCUUAUGUUACUUUUUGUUAUGUCUUGGAAAGAUUUCUGAUGUAGUGACUAAAUAUUGUAAUGGUAUUUAGAAAAUCAUAAUUUAGUAUUUCAUUCCUUGCAUGGAUCUGUUGGAAGAGUUAGUCAUCUUGCCUGAUAUAUCUCUGUGCAUGAUCUUUUGGUAUAAGUGUGUUAAUGACAUAUCCUUUAUGUCAUGAUUUUUCUGCAUGGUCAGGAAAGAGUGUUGCCUGCAAAUUAUUAAUACACUUGAAAUAUAAAACCUGUGGCAGUAGGGAAGGAUCUGGCUGUGAUUUAGAAGAUCUAUGACUAUGCAUGUACUUUGAGUGUGAGCAGAGGGAAACCCAUUUUUCAAGCACAGUGAGAUGGGCAGGAUCACUCCUUUGUGAAAGAUCUUCUGUAUGCCCUGUCUUUAGUGGAGAUGAACUUUUUUCAAGUGCAAAAUAGAGGAGGAAAAGAGCCUUAACCAGGCUGUAGAAUCAGAGUACCUGUCCUACCUGUGACAGCCAGACUUAUGUAUCUACUCACCAUACCCCAAAGCGAAAGGAGAAGGUGGCAGACUUACUUCUGAAACUUAUUAUCAGUCCUCGAGAUGCCGUUGAGGGGAGCAGAGCAAUGAGGUAUAACUUUUAGAAGCUGGCAGGUAUGUGAACUUGCAAAGAUCUAUUUUGUUUCUGCAUAGAUGUCCAGCAAAUGCCAAGCAGACCUAUGUGUGUCAGUGCAAUUUAAUGCCUCAUUGUUAUUAUUUAAAGUAUUAUAAAUUAUGUGGGUUUAGAGUGAGAACUGGCAAAGCCAUGAUGUGAUGUGGUUGUUACCUAUUUUUUUUUACUUGUGUGGCACUCUCAGUCAAAGUAGAUAUAACCCUCUCUAUGAACACAUUUUUCUUGCCCUGGUGCAGUGUCCCCUGCUUGCACGCAGAGAUGUUCCUCCCUACACAAGCAGUCUGGCAGCGGAGAAGCCCUGGGAAGAGGACAGUCUCUGGUGGGCUGUGAUGGCCCAGGGCUUCUCUCCGGUCAUCUAGAACUUCUCCCUUGAGGCUGAGCAUUGGCAAGCCUCUGGGAGCCUGUUAUGUCCACAGAGUUCACCACAGAGGGAAAAAAAGAUGCUUCUCAGCAGAUUUGCUCUGUAUAUCUUGUGAAGUUUGUGCCUAGCUUUUUGCCAUGCUUUGUGCCUGCUUACAACCACAGAGCCACCACCAACAGCCCUCCAAGACUGAACUGAAUUAUUUACGUAUCACCAUGAGACGCAUCAUCUACAAGAGAUUCCAGCUGCAGAAUGUGUGUGCGGCAUGUCUUGCUCAGAUGUUAUUUCCUUAAUAAAACUGCUUGUUUGGCAUGAAGAGUUGAUGGCUGGUUUGGGUACUGGUGUUUGUGUCCUCCCUCCUUCUAGCCCUGUAAUACAACAGCCAAGCUUGUUUUGUAAGUUAAGGCACAGUCCUGGUAGAUCUGUGAUUGCAGAGAACUUCAGGCGGUAGCCCAUCUGACACUUGUGGGUAGAAACGGAUGCUUUUGUGGGUACUGUGUGUCACGAAGGACGGCAGGAAGACAGCAACCCUUGAAAAAUGCUUCACAGGGCUUAACUGGGGACCUGCCUACAGCCAGCUUCAUGAACAUGCUGGCUGCAGGGACUCUAGUGAAGUCUGAAUUACCUGAAUGUGACCUGACUCCUCCACAUGAACUCAUGCAUGCAGGCGUUCAUUCACUGUGGGCUCAGCCACAUUUCUUCAGAGUUCUGUCACUUUUUUUCUUCCCUGUUCUUCCUCCUUCUCCAGACCUUGCCCUAUGGUGCCUGUCACUCUUGUCUGAGAGGUCUGGUUAACAGCAAAGCCUGCGCUGCCUGUGAGGUGGUGUAAAACCCAUGGAGCAGGGUUUGGUACCUCUGUUCUACCUGAUGGGUGUGAAACAUUGUGCUCGUUGUGGGAAUGUUGUCACUUCUGGAGUAAAUGCACUCAGUGUUUUGUUAGGGUAAGGACUUGUAACAGCCGGAGACUGCUAAUGAGGAGUAAUACAUUCAGUUAAAAUACAUGGUGGAAUUCCAUUAUUGUGGGCCAAAAUGUAGUAAAUGAGUGAGAGCUUAAGCCAAGAUUCAGGGAAAAUGUUGCCAUUUCUCCGGAGUGCUCUGUGGACGUCAUUAGUGAUCAGUGAUUGAAGUCACUUGUCACUUGAGCCAAAAGCUGGCACAGUCCUGGUCCAGUUUCCAGAGUUGUAGAGAACUGGGGUGUGUAGAAACACUUUGGCGUCAGGACCCAGCCUUGGUCCAUCUAGUGUCCCACAGGUCCAUCUUCAGAGCUUCUGCUUGUGGGGAAGCGCUUGUAGCACUCUGGGUUGUCUCAGUGCAGGGCCAGCUCAGGUCUUGUAGAUCCCCAGAGCAGCAGGAGAAGGUGGCUCUGCUGCUUCCCAACCUGGAUGGGAUGCAGUGUGCGUUUGUUUGCUUAGCCCUGUGCUGGAGUGACUUGGCCCAGGUGUACUGGCUCUGGACCAUGUCAUACCCAUGCCAUGUUUUAACAGUUCACAUUCAACUCCCUGACAAUGGGUGAUGGACUAAAUCUAAUGUAAAUGUGAAACAAAAGUUGAACACUGCAAGGGGAAGGCUGUUUGCCUAGCUGCCAGCAUUACUUUCUGGAUAUUUAGGUUCACAUUGACACAGUUUACUUGGUUUGUCGCACACCAUCUCAAGCACUUCCUACAGUAUGGAGAAGCUCUUGGCAGCAGCUAAGUCUACUGGAGCUGAAGAUUUGCAGCAACUUGCAGAAUUUGACCUUUUGUCUCAAGAAAUUGUGGCGUGGCUUCCAAGUACUACUGUGAAUAUGUACAAAAUAGACAGGGAAUAUAUCCUUAAAUCCCCACAGCUGCUGGUGAGAGCAGCGGGGCAGCGUUGAUGUUGCUGACACAGGAGUUGCAGAGAGGAGCAGGAAUCUCGGCCCACUGAACAGGAAGGAAACACGUUUUCCAGUUCUUGUCUGUAAUCCAGCAUGGUCAAGAAUGCUUUGGUGGGGUCAAACUUCUGUGCUGGUUGUUCACAGAUGAUCUCGCAGUCUGAGGAGGGAGUAAGGAUACCAAGCAAAAAGAUCUUUGUCCUAUGUCUUUGAACACUGACCUUCCUCUUUUGGGUACAGGAUGUUUUGCGAUGUGGGCUGAUCCUGUUAUAGCUCUUGUGCUCUUCUAGGUCAAAGCUGAAAGAAAAGUGGGGGGCAGGAUGCAACAGGCACAACAAAAAGUUAUGGAGAUUCUUAAACACACUGACAUGUAGGAAACAGCUUUUAAAAGAGUUGUUUAAAAUAUGAAUGAGCAUGAGAUGUAAAUGACUUGCUAAGAGGCCAGCUUCCAGAGACAGGGUAACCAUAGGGGACUGCUUGGCUUCUGCUGGAUAUUCUUCUGACUGGCUGAAGUUUCUGGCUCUUUUCCAGAUUCCUUAAUGUGAAAAUAUUUAUUGAACAUGACUUCUUGAUUCUGUGGGUCUUGACCAAUGACCUAGGGAUAAGCAUGAUUUGCUGAGCCUUUUUGGGUUUGAGUGCAGAACAGACUUGUUUGAUGACUAAGUGAUAUCUAUAGUGUAAAUUCUCCAUUACUUUAUUGAUGAUAAGCCAACUGAUAAGAAAUUGGGGAAAGUUGCUUUCUUCAGCAAAGGGAAGUUAUUUCUUAUAGAUCUCCUGUUAAGAAUGCUGCGAAGGAUAUAGAAAUGCUUUCUGUUCGAAAUCAUCUCAGCUUUUUCAUGUUUUCAUGAAAUAAAUGUGAAAGAAGUAAAAUUGUUUUGGUAGGAACCACCAGGUGUCUAACAAGACACAGGAGUGAUACAAGAGGUCUUGAAGACUUAAAACUGUGGUGCUUUGACGAAUUUCCCACGCUGAUGCCUGAAUAGCAGAGUAGGGAAGAAAGAGUGAGAAAGGGCCUGUAGGUGGGAUGGAGAAAUGCUUCUCUGGGGAGGUGGAUGCACCUGUGAGCAGCAAAGGAAGAACUCUGCAGUGCCUGCUGGUCAGAGCAGUGAGCUGAGGUAGAUGGGAUGGACCUUGUAGAGAAAAUGCAUGUGUGUCCAUGCAGCAGUGUCUUCUGGCUGCUUGAGGUGUUGCUGGGCUCUUCCAGGGGAGCUCAGCAAUUAUGGCGCUUCAAAGGGAAACCUCUCUUCAGGCCACUCUCUCCAGUUGGACUUAAAUGAAAUUGUGAUUUACACUGGUCUAUGGGAAGGUGCCUGUUCUCUCCUAGCUGUAGGCUCUGUUUUCAACUUUGGAUAAAGGCAGAUGGUAUCUCAUGUCUUCUCAAGUCCAGCUGCUGCAAUCCUGUUAAAGUGUUGCUUUCACUUAAAAACCAUGAAGCGCCUUCCAGUGCAGCUUCGAAGGCAGAAGUUUAGAUCAGCCAGGAUGGUUUCUGAAGUUGUCCUCUGGGGAAGAAACUUCUAAAGAAGCCGCCACUCAGCCGUGAUGCUUGAGCAGCCUUCCGGAAACAGCUGUUGAGGAUGCAGAAAGCUGAACUGGAAUUUGGUUCAUGGCUGACAAGUUAGUUUUGCCAUUAAAACUAAAAUUUAAGAGAGUCCAGCUGCCUGCAAAGUGCAGCAGCUGGCUUGAGCAGCCGGGGCACUCCUGGAGGAACAGAGAAAAGUAUGUUUUAUAUUGUCUUCUAUGAGCUCAGCUGCCCUUUAAAAGCAAACACAAAGUUGGCCAAAGGCAGCUGUUUGUGUUGCAGGUGAAUUGCAAAGGAAUACUUGAGGGACCUGGGGACACAUGCUGUUAGUUUUAAGAACACUUCACAGAUCUGCUUAUAAUUUAAUUCAGAUCUCAAAUGCUGUAAUGUAAGAACAGUUUUUCACUAUGUGAUCCCAUUGCUUAGCAAAGCCUCCUGCCAGUAUUUGGUGUUGUCUUUGGUGUUGCAAUGAGGACUUUUCUGAAUUCUUCCUGAAGAAGGGGAUGUUGGGUGCACUAGUCCCAGAGUUGCAGUGGAGUGAAAGGAACAGGUCGUGGUCAAGGAAUAGAGGGAAACCGAGCAUUUCUGUUUCUAUAAACUUUUGACUAGUGACUCAUUUUCUUCUCAUGACUAGAGAGUUUAAGUCUCACUUAAUGACCUGAAAGUACUGCACAUUUUGUUGUAAGGUUUGAAACUUGAGUGGAGUACAGUGACCACACAAAAAAAGGUACAUAUGAAGUCCAUCUGUGGGCAAAAUAUUUGGGGGAUUGAAAGGGGAAACCCGGAAUGAGUUGGUAAUGUUGUUUGAGGCUCUUCUAAAUAUGAGGUGGUAGUGGGAUGGUGGAUUCAUGGAAGAAAAUCUCAUAGGGGUAGUCCUCCUUCCUUGCAGAUAUAGCCUAUUGGUAGCAGUUGUGCAUGGAAAUCAUUUGGAGUCUAGUUUCUGUUUAUCCUUCUACACAAGCAUCGUAAACUGCUCUUGAGGUGGUACAUAGGUCUCCACAGCAACAUCUGGAAAAGGUAUUUGUAUAUAAAUAUCUGAGCAAGAUGGUUUGGUGUUGUAUGGGUAUCCCCCUCCUUUUGAUGUGGCACUCUUGCACUCGUCUCACGCUCGCUGACUGUCUGCAGAAACACUGUCUGGAAGGGUCGUGUCAAAAGCAUCAGUCAUGGGUUUUUAUAGUGAUUGACAUUAAUUAGCCUCUAUGUUUUCCUUCUCUCCCCUUAUCCCCUUUUUAACUUUGUGUUUUUCCUUUGAAACAGCGAUUAAUUUGGAGGAGCAAGAUUGUAAACUUCCCUUAUUUGAACCUGCUUGCACUGUUAAUUUUAUUGGGCAAUGUUGGGGGAUAGUGGGGGAAUUCAGGCAUGAUAGUGAAUUGCUUGCUAUCACAGUGAUGGUUUUUAAAGCCUCCAGCUGUAACUAUCUCAUUUCUUCCCUCUGAAGCAUCAACCUACUCCUUUCCUUGAGUGGUGUUUCCCUUCUGCCUCUAGUCAUUUCGAGUGAACUGCCUUGCUCUUCACCAGCCUCCCUUCAUCCUCCUCCUUGGACUUGAUUUGGGCAUAACCUCAAGUUUUCUGGGGAAAAGUCAUCCCCUUUUCACGGUGUAGUAACUAGGGAAGCCUAUUCAUAUCCCAUGUAGCCUUUACUGUGUAUUAGUAGCUCUGGGCUCUCCAUAUGCUUAAACACCCUGUCCCUCUGGUGACAGCACAAGUCCCAGUGGCAGGUGAGGGAGGUCUGGGAGGUUCUGGGGUAGCGGUGCAGCUCCUGCACCUUGGUUGGUGGACUCACUGGGCUGUGUAUGGUGAGGAGGUGUGUUAUUGGGACCAGCUUUGGACCUCCUGUGUGGUUGGCCUUGUUUUGGGCUGUCUCAGGCAACCAUCCUGUAGAUUUUCGUGCACUGAACAAUCAGCCUUCUACCUAAUUUUUUCUUUUGGCAAGCUUUGCUCUAACAGUAGUCUUCUGGUGAAUAUAAGCCUCAAGUCCAGCCUAAACCUCCUUAUGGCUGGUUUAUACUUCAUUAUCUUUCCUUUUUGUCUCCAAAGAGAACCUUUGUUGUGCUCUAGGUGCAAAGCCAACGUCUUUUUGUCUCAUGAGAGAGGUCAUCCUGCUGACCUUUUCUUGCGCUAUUCCAAUUUCACUUAACCUUUCAUGAACUCAAUAACCUGAAAUUGCACAUUUUUCCAGCUGAGACCUUACUGAUGUCUUAUGAUGUCUCACUGAGACCUUGGGCUCUUUUACACGCUUGGCAUGAGCCACUAAACCAUUGAAGACUUUCUCAUUCUAUGUCACUUCCAACUGUUGAACUCCCAAGCUGCAGAACAGAUUUCUUUAAUCCCAGAGUGCCUGACUGUGCUUGGCUUUAUUAUAAGCUGUGCGUCCUGUCAGUUGUUUUAGUCCUCAGAUGUUCUGCAUAAACUUCUGCCUGUCCUCUGAGUUGACAGACUUUCCCAGCUAUCUGUUGUAUGCAGAUUUCAUUCGCAUUCCUCUACUUUCCCUAUCAAGGGAAUUAGCGGAACUGCUGGAUGAGACUGUCCCAAGGCAGAUCUUUUAGGAAAUCUGUUUAUAGUUUGUCUUUCUCACCAGAACUUCAACAUCUGCGUAAGAUCCUCUUCUUCUGGCUUUUGGGAGGUGGAGUUUGGUUUGGCUCUGAUGUCUGUCUUAAAUAGUAAACAGGAUGGAUGGUGGAGCUGGGCUGGUGGGUGAUCCACGUGCAGGCCAGCACUGCAUGUGCAGGGUGUUGGCAGCAAGCAUACAUGUGUCAGAGCCGUGAUGUUAAGUAUUUCCUCUUGGAGGGUGAAAAAUGGCUUUUAUUCUGGUCUGUUAUUAUCAACACUUGACAGUUCCUGGAGAAGAUUUUUGUUCAUCUAAAAAAAAAUAUAUAUAUGGAAAAAAUUAUAGAUACAUGAAACCAGUGAUGUGAAUGUAAAGUGAGAAUGGUGUUUUUAAUUUAUGCUCUUAUUAACCGUAGGAAUGACUGGACCUGAAAAUUAUCAAUUCUGUCAGCUCUAAGUAUUGAAGUCAUUACUGAAAUAGUAUUGUCACUAUCUCACUUGCUUACAUGAGUGUGUUAUCUGGCAGAAAUGGUCUUGAAAACCUUCAUCUGUGGCUAGUGCCAAAAGGCCAGAAUAGAUCAUCUCCGUGGGCCUUGUCCAAGUGGAGUUCCAGGUAGGAGAAGAGUACUGUGGUCUUCCAGCCCUUCUAAAAGCAAAAAAAAAAGCCCACCAAGUGGGCCAUAAAAAAAAAAAAAAAAGGCUAAAUUUUGAAGCAUAUAUGCAAUAUGCCUAAAAUGGCCAGUAAUCUGAAUUAUUAAUAGAGAAUGCGACAGAUCUAGGGCAUUAGCUUUACGUGUUUCAUGGACACGUGUAUCGGAGAGAAAGAUGGCUGUACUUGUAUGAUGUUUGCUAAAACAUCAUACAGAUUGGUGUUUGAAGGAGGUGAAGUACUCCAAAUCCCCUCUUAACUGCCAUGUUUCCUUUGUUCAGCAGCUUUAAAGCUCACCUGCAGAAUUCUAGCAGAUAAAAUGAGCAAACAAGCCAUUCCUGGUGGCUCAGUGGGAGAUCAGAAACUCAGUGGCAUCUGUGAGAUGUUCAGCUGAGGCAGUGAGUCCAAGCUAUGAUGAUGUGAAAAUGGAAAGCAUUUGCUGUCCAGCCACAAAAAUCCACAUGUGACAAUUCGGUCUGUGUUUGUGUACUUGAAGAGACAAUUUGGAGUUUUGUCCUUGUAUUAAUAUCUGGAGGAGGAGUCUGUAUUCAACUAAUCUUUUUCUUUUAAAGAAUCAUCUAAAGGUAGGACUUUUAUUUUCCUUAAUACCUGGUGUCUGUUCCCUGCUGCUUGUCUGCACGUUUGCUUAUUGGGAUGCCAACACUGGGUUCACAGAAUCUCUGUUGAAGUAAUGGAAAAGCCAUAAUAUUGGGUCAUUACUAUUUAGUUGUUUCUGUAUCAGCCUUUUCAGUACAGGAUUCUCUCGUUUUUUUAAUGGCUCUGAGCUCUGCAGAGACUGAGCCAUUAAAGUCACACGGUAGAGGGUUUUUAUCACUUAGUUAUUUUUUUCUGCUUGAAGUCUAAUUACUUUCCACAAAAGUGUGGAAAACCCCAGUUCUCAAGAAGGUUUAUUUGAGGGAACAUUUGUACUUUGGGUGGCCAGCAUAAGAGGCUUUGACCCACAGCUUUAGACCUGCUGAACUGUGAAGUUUCUGCAAAAAUCCUUCCCAAGCAGCAAGCCAGUUUUUGUCCUGCCACCUGCAUGCAGCUGGAGUUUAAAUGGUGAUGGGAAGAGGAACAGCUGGGUGGGGAUGAUUGCACCAGUCUCUGAGAGCUCUGGCAUUGUCCUCAUUUUUGGAUCUGGUGCUUUCUCCUCUCCACUGGAGUAGAUUUUUGAGACCUCACGACCGCAGCUGUGGCGUUGCGUGGGUUGCAUAGCUGCAAAACAGCCCGGCAAUGUUAAACGGAGGAUUCUCAUUUUGACCCCGUGAUUUAAAACAAACCAUCUUAACAUGUGGUUGUGGCUCGUGUGUUGGCACUUUCCAGCACUUGCAGUUUCAAAACAGAUGACUGAAAUCAUAGUGGUUUUUAAGAGCGCACUUGCUUUCUCCCUGAGGUUUCCCUCCUCACGACGUGGUUCCCUUCUCUGGUGCCUCCCGCCCCCCAGGGCCCUGCAUGUGCGGUGCCUCUGUUCCCCAGUGUCUCUGCUAUGGAGCUGCUGCCCAAGGAUCAAAUAUUUCAGAUAUUUACAUUGCUGCAAAUGAGUUUCCUGUGUCGUUUAGCGGACCUGAUGCAGCACACGGGAAAGAGGUGGCAAAGCUGAAGGUGAGCAGCAGAAACAACUAAUUUGUCUUAUCGUACUAAGAUUUGUAGUGUUUGCUGUCUUGUAUCUUAGCCUCAUUUAAAGUACACACUUAGGCAUGGCUUGUUAAUACAAAGCAUGCCAAAUCUCCGUCACUGAGUUUAUGGGUGAGGCACAGGGCUAAAGUCCUGUCUUAGCUCCCAUAUAGGAUUUUCCUUUAAUAAGGUUGGUGGAGCAAUAGCUUAUCGGGACUUUGGGGCCAGAUCCUCUCCUGGAAUAAAUAAAGCUAAGCUCAUUUACAGCAAUUGAGCAUUAAUCUCUAUAAGACUUUUCUGAAGAUACAUUGCAGUGAAUGUAACAAGGAAGAGGGAUCAUUAUUUUCCAAGAGAAGUGAUGGAUGAGAGCACAUUUCCACUACACAAUUACCAUCGCUCUUUAUUUUUAAUCACAUUGCUGGAAACAUCUAGUGGCCACUGCAAGGGCAGUAUUUGUGAAUGGAAGAUGCAUAUAUUCAAAACAGUAUGAGCCGGGCAGUUUUCCUUUCUUAGAGUAAAUCUUGCCAAAUACCUAAUUUUCAAAGAUUAGACUCCUGAAGCACAGAGCUGAGGGUAUGAUUGGCAGGAGGACAUUCACGGCUCAGUAAUGAAACACUGAUGUAUAAAAUGGUAAUUGAUCCCGGGAGCACUGCGAGCACCGAGCCAGAUCAUGUUAUGUGCGGAUUCCAGUGCAGCAGCGGAAACUAUACAAAUGUUGGCAAAGAGGGUUAAAUGUUGGAUUAACUAACCACAUUCUGCAGAGAUGGUACUAAAAUGAAAUACACUGUUCAAAAUUUUGGGGGUGGUUUGUUACAGAAGUGGUUUGCCAUGCAGCUCUAAACUCUAUGCAUUUGUCUCACAGAUGUGACUAGAGGUGCUUUGUUUAUUAGAGAGGACUGCUGAGAUUUAUUGAUAAGUCUAAGCCUGACCAGUCCCAAAAAGUCACUUUGGAAGUUAAUGGUAUUUUUAUGCAACUAUAUGUGUUAUUUCACUUGUGCAGAUCCUUUUAAGCAUAUAGCUUUCUGAGGAAAACUUAUUUUUUCUGUGUUAAAAAGGCUGAUACAGCACCUCAGUUCCAAAAUAAUAACAAAAAAAAAUAAUCCCCACCCUGCUGCUGUUUUUAGACAUUUGCCUUUGGCUUGGUUGCCUCCACUCUCCAUGAAAUCCUAACAAAACUGGUUCUGUGCGGGAAGUUAAGCAAACAAGACACAGCAAUUGUGAUGAUAGUUUUCUUACACAGGGAGGACUGUGCUGGAGCUCUUCUGUUUCUGAUCUACCUGGAGUGAUGGUGGCUCUGUGUCCCCAUGGGCAGAUGUAAUUGCAGGUUUGGGGCUUCCCAUGUUUACUGGCUUGUUUGGAGACAAUCCAGAGUCCUUUCUGCUGCACUGAGAGUGGAAGGGUGCCUUGAAAAUACUAUUUUCUUUUUUUUUGGUGGGGGAGGAGGGAUAGGAUCAGUGAGGUUUAUAUGGAGGCAUCUAAGCUCUGCAUAUCUUAAUCCUAAUACAGAGGCUAUAGGAGAGUGUGCUCACUGCAGGCUAGACCCCACCAUACCUCUGCAAUGUUCCCCAUCAGAUGUGUGUGAUUGGUGGUGCUUACAAAAUAGUUCUCCAGCUUUUCCAAAGCAGUAAAAAUCACCAGUGUGGAUGGGACAGAUACCCCUCAUCAAAACCUGUGAGAAGUUGAAGUAGCCAGCCCCUGAUGCAGGAGGAAGCAGAGCACAUGGGACAAUUAGCUAAUUAGCUCGUCUUUUCUCCACCAAUUCUCUUUGCAACUUUGGAGAAAACAGAAUGUAGCAAAACUCUUUGCCUGCAGAAUGACUGAAAGCGGUCUCCUUGUAAGGGUAAUUUUGGAAAAUGUGCAGGUAAAUUGGUCACUUUGGAGGGCUGAAGCUGCUCGGUUCCCAGAAAACAGAGAUGUCAGUCCCAGUCAUGGUGGCCACCAGCUGCGGUCAUGUUGUUGCCAGUUGGGUGGUAGAAAUUCCUGAUGGAUGAAGCCGUGGACGAUUUUCAAAACUGCUGUGUAGUCUCCAAGAUGGGCUGCAGAGUCUUCUUCUCUUCAUUUCUUUCAACAACUGCCUAUUGUGUCUGAAAACAAUCACUCAGUUCUUCAUUUUAACCGUGGCAAGAUUGUAAAUUAGGCUACUUCCUUCUUUUUUUUUUUUCCCUCCUGCAUUGCUGAAUCUUAAAUCUGGUGGAAGCUGACAUUUCUGCCUCCCAUGCUGGGAUUGAGAGCCUCUAUUUGAAUCUGCAUUGGGUUUGGGGAAUGAGUUGAUGCGGGUGAGCAUUGGUCUGGGAGGCUGGGUGAAGGUGUGACAGGGUGGCAUGAAAACGCUUGUCUGCUCACUCAAAGUCCUGCAAAUUCCAGUGGCACGGGAUGACAGCGAGGACACAGUCUACUUUACACAGACGAACACACUCGUCUACUUUAACUUGUGCUUGCUGGAGUCUGCACGUACUUGUAGACAUCUUGUGAAAUCAUCAGGUGCUGCUGCUGCUGAGCAUGUGUCUGUCCUACAUAUAACACAACCCACAAACACAGCAUCCUGAGCUCCCAUCAGUUCGGGCAGUAGCAGUUAAGUGCUGCUGCCAAGUUUCGUGGUGGUCUGGGUGUUGCUUGUAUUGUUUUAGCCUAAUCUUGUAGGGCAACAGGAGUUUUGGACAUGCUGCAAGUACCGCCAGUGUCCUGUGAAGCUGUUUAAUAAUGGAUAUUUAUGGGCACAAUUGGAAGCACAAUUGUUACGGUAAGCGCCAUAGAUCUUCAGUUAAUCAGCAUGCCUUCAGCCAGCCCUGGGAGCUGACGUGCAGAGCGGGUGAUGACGCAAAUUAAAAUCCCGCUCUCGAAGGCAGAUGGGGAUGCAGCAGCACAGUUGUGCUGGUUGGUAGAGCUCUACCUGUUUUCCGACCUGCUGGAGUUGUGAGAGGAUUGCCACCCCUGUUAAAAAAAGCAGAUGGCAAGAACUGUUUGUUUUGGUUUGGUACUUAAUUCCCCUGUAUCUGUCAUUGCAGCUGCUGGCUGUGGGUUUUGCAUUACUUGGUUUGGAGAAGAGUUAGCCAAAUUAGUGUCUCACUGACUCCCAUUCUGCCUCACUACAUUGUGUUGUUUGCAUUAUAAGCAUCCCAGGAUGAUGUUUAAAUCCAAAUAAAACAGAGUUGUCAUGGCAAUUAAAAGAUAAUUGGGGAAGUGCUUUUGUUGUGCUUGUAUGAUGCUGCAUUCAUAGAAACUUCAACUAUGGGUGGGCUAAUACAGUUUUUUUUUUUUUUUAAGAAAUAAUGAAAUCUGAAUUUGGUGGAUAACCAUCUAGUGGUGAUGGAGUAAAAUCAUUGUAGCUCAUACUUUGAGCCUUUAGGCACCUUGCAGCCUCCAAGAGCCCUAGUGCACUAUGCAGGGCAGACUUGGCUCUGGGGUUUCCUUGUACGUUUUUUUGGGGUUGUUGUUCUUGUUGUGUUUGGUUUUUGUUUGUUUUCUCCUCCAGACUGUGCCACUUGCUGUGUGGUUUGUGGCUGGUCGCUUCCAGUCUCUCUGAUUGCCGCAUUGCAAGUGAGGAAAGAGUCGCCGUUUUCUCCCGACAGCACUGUGGCCAUCACCAGCUGACAGAUGCUCAUGAAGUUAGGUCAGUGGUGCUCCACUGCCAGAUGAUUGUAGUUAACAAAAUAUUUAUAGCUGGAUAGAGCAUUUUUAAAAAUUUUAUUCUUUGGGUAUUGAUUGAUUGACUUUUAGCUGAAGCCAGUACAUUUUUGGACAGAUGAGAAACAGAUUUUUUGGUAAGGAUUCUUCUUGUGUCUGUUUGCUUUAAAAAUGCUUUUAAUACUUGGCUCAACGGAAUUUGAUCUUUUUUUUUUUUUCUUCUGAAGAUGAUCAUUUAAUAGCAUGUUGUACAUUAAAGCUAAUACAGGUAUUUGGAGUUGUCUAUGUAUGUUUUUAACAGAAAAAUACCUUGCAUGCCAGCAAUGCCAUCAGCUCAUUCUCUCCCUUUAUUCUCAUAUCAUUUCAGUUCUCUAAUGUUUUACAGACAUACUUUCUUAAAAGCAGGAUUGUAGGUCUAUGUUUUAUGUUAUAGUUCUAUUUUCCUGAACAAAUCUUACCUCAGCACAAGUAGAUUAAAUAUAAACAGGGUAAAUACAAAGUAUAAUAAGUAACUAGUGACAACUGUUUUAGUGUAGACAUUGUAGAAAUAAGAUACAUGUUUAUUUUAGAAUGUCUUCUAAAAAUUGAAUGGGCUAAUUUCUGAAAGUAUUGGAAAGAUUUUAAUAUGAAGGAGAGGAACACUAAAUAUACAGCUGAACUAGGCAAAAUGCAAAGUAAAAAUGGUGUGGUCAUCAUCUGUUAGCAGUGUACCUCUAUGAGGAUUAUCAGGGGCUUAAUGCAGAAGUCACUUGAUGAAAUUUGUCAUGUGGUGUGCAAAAGGUCAGACUAGAUAAUUGCAGCGGUCUCUUCUGUCCUUAAAAGCUAUGAAUCGGGUAGCACCAGCCACGUUUCCAGCAGCAUAGGGCACAAAAAGCAGGAAGGUCCUUAUUCUGAUGAGUUUGCAAUCCAAACAAGAUAGAUACAGAAUAAACAGGAUACGCCGGAGAACUCCAGAAAGGAAAUUACUGGGAUGUGGUUGCUUGUGAAAAUACAGCCUUUGAGAGAGCACUGUAGAUUUAUAACCUCUGGGCAUCACGUAAGCAAUGAGCAGAGAGGAGGACUCUGAGUGGACAGAGUAGUGCAUAGCAGCAAAAAUGACGGAAGGCAUUUUAUACAUUGAGAAAAGAGGGGAAUGGAAAAAGACCACAAGGAUGAGCCAGUUGGUGUCCUUGCUAGUGGAGAGGAGAAAAAUGACUAAAGGCUGCCUGGACCUCAAAGAGGGUUGACUCAGUCUGGGCUAUCAAGGCAGGCCUGUUGAGUAAGAGUUAUUUGCACCCCCUGAAAGUGUCGUUGGUCCCACAGUGUCUGGUACCCAGGAUGGUGGUGUGGCUGAGCUUUGCUCCUCUGCUCAACUCAGCUCCAGUGGACAGGGAUAAGUGUGGGUUAAGGCUCUGAAAGUACAAAAGUCCUCUUAUCUGCUAGCAAAGGGAAAUGAAUAGGGUCAACCAUGUUGCCCUGGCAAUUUAAGUGGGCUACGGACUGGGUUUUGAGCUCUCUCGAGCCUGAGCAUAUGAGAUUGUGGCCACAAACAAUAGGCUGUGGCAGCCAACUCUAGGAAUCCACGUUCAAAACAAUUACAUCUCAGGCCCUUUUAAUACUAAGGAUGUAAACUGAGGAAAAUAUGUGGCCUCUUUUGACUGAUUAAAGAUGUAUUCUGACAGCUGCUAAGUGCAAGCAGUGCAUUAAAUAAUGGCAUGCCUUCUGUCUCUUGGCAGCCUGUGUCCUGCAGGUACACAUGAAUGGGUACCUGCUUUGUAGAUGCAGUCAUGGGUUUGUGUGCAAAGAUCAGACCCAUGUGCAGGUGUGGAUUUAGCAGGGGUCACUUGCCUCACGGGGACCUCUGGAAAGAAUCAGCACCUGAAUCCAGUCUGUAUUGUUCUGUUUAAAAUAUCUUUUAAAUGGCAGGUAUUCCACACGAUAGAUUCUUUUUUUCCAUGUGCGUUGAAAGCAUUUUAAAACCAUUUAAAAAAAAAAACAUCCACGUUAAUAUAACUGUAUGGAUGCAUUUUAAGAAAGUAUUGAGAGCAGAGACAGGAGACUUUGGGAGCGUGCCAUUUGCUGCCUCCCAUCAAACGCCAGUAUUUGCUAGCAGAUGAGGCUUUUGGAUAUCUUCUCAGCGGUCAUGGGGUUCAGAGCGGUUUCUGCCUUGUGAUGCAGGAUGUGGGAUUCCUCUGGGUGCUGUAAAUCUUUUACAAUUGAAGAGGGAUGGAUUGCUUUAGCUGGAAGAGAUGAGCAGAAACACAGGCGUGCCCCUGGUCCUCUCUUCUUCUCUGGGUGCUGAAGACCAGCAUGCUUCAGGUGACCUGCGGAGAUGGAAGAAACUGCAGGAGUAGCCCGGAGUGGGCUGCGAUGAGAUGCUGGUGAGAGCUCAAUGGGGUGAUGACCAGAAGCUAAUUUCCAGACACCAUAAUAGUGAGGAUAUUGAGCCACUUAGCAAAUAACUCCUGAGAAGCCACUCAGAAAAUGUCUAUAUGUGUGUGUGUGCAGUCAGGGAGGUUUAGGUAAGUAGCUCCUGAGGGUGGUCCAUGAAGUCUGCUUUACAUCUCCAGUAACAGUCUCUGGUUGAGGUGAAUCACUGGGAUUAAAAAUGGUACGAUCUGUAUGAUGAUGUUUUGUCUGUUCUUCUCUCUUCCUGCGUGUUGGCAUCAUGAGAAGGACCUUAUCCACGUAGCAUUUAUUUGGCUGCUGGCCUGUACCAAAACUGAUUAAAUUCUAGCCAUUACUGUACAUGAGUACUACAUUAAUUUUCCAAGAUCCUUUUUUCACUCGUUCAAAUAAAUGAAAUACUUCAUUAUUCAUGGUUUUUUUUUCCCCUCAUUGCAUGGGACAGUAUGGUUAUCUAGUAUCUGCUGGUCUUUUAAAGUCCUCCUGAGAGACCUCACGGUUGAAGUGCUAACUUGAUCUUAGCACAAAAUUAUGGUUUGAAGUCCUGUUGCAUUAUUCUGUUGUGCAUGGGUUGGAACCUGUGUUUCUGUGGAGCCUGGGGUGAGUACAUGAUGUAGACGCUGCUAACAGUGAGAGCAACGAGGGAUCCCCUUCUCCUCUGGCUGCCGGCUGCUCGGCAGAAGAAGCAGAAGUGAAGGAGUAAGCUAAAACAGGGCCUAAAUUGUCAUCAAAGCCCUAGAGAAGAUGGUUGGCCUGGUUAUUGAUCCUUAGCUAAAGGGAGGGCAUUUGUCUGUUGGCAAGGCAUAAGUCCUAUGAAGCUGGUCAAAUAAAUCUGUCUGCUUUUUGCUAGAAAAGCAAAAUUCAAAUGAGACUUGUUAUCUGCAGGGUUUGUAUAUUUAGGAGUUGUGUUAAAUAUCCUUGUUAGCUUAGUUUCUUAAAAGAAAUGCUCUUGAUCUUACCCUUGUACGAUCUGGAAGGAGUCUGAAAAUAAAUAACACAUUCAUAAGGUUCAGGCAACAACUUCUGAGUACUCUGGGUUGACAGCAUCUGUCACCGUGACCUGGUUGGGACCUGGUUGGUGCCUGGUUGGGACCCUCCAGAUGACCUUUCUUGGACUUCUGCUGGUAGAGGCUACCAUUUUAAAAAGCAGUCCACAUGAUUAAGGAGUAUUGCUCUCUCUGAUAAUGUUCAGCACAGCUUACACUUGUCAGACACUGGAAUCUAUUUACUGAAUUCUUUUCAGACAAGUCGUUUUUGGCACUUCGCAAAGUUUCUUUCCAUGUGUCCUCACUGGCUCCAUGCUAAUUUAUUCAGAAAGGCUUAGCUCCAAAUACAUGAGACAGUAUUUUCAGUGUUUCCUACUGUCUGGACAGCACUGCAUUUGGAGAAUUCCUGCCUCCUCCCUCCCUUCGUGCCCUUAAUUUCCUUUGGUAAAUGUGUGAUGAUGUGACACAGCCUAUAUACUUACAUUAAAUGACAUUGCAUUGUAACAGGAAAACAGAUCUCCAUUGAUAGCCUCGCUGUUGGGAAACACUUGAUAAGCUCAUGGUAUCACUACAAUAAAUACAGUUGAAGUGCCUUUGACAAAUGACAUCUCUGAAUUUUCUACUCCUUAGUGAUUCCUGUAGCCCAGAGGAUACAAUGAAUUAGCUGAUCUAAGCUGAAUUGUCCUAAAUAUCCUGAUUGUUUCUAAUGCCUGAACCAGUAGCAGGAACAGAGGAAAACUGUAAGGAGAAAGGGACAGAAAAUUAUAGGGUAUGCAAAAAGAGAGAUUAUCAGGUCUGAAGGGCAGUUGUUUCCAUUUAGUCUGACCUUGUGUCUAGAAAGAAGCCGUAGACCUUCUUGAAUGACAUUUAAAACAUGUAAUCACUUAGUCCAAGCUUGGGGGGGGAUUUUGUUCUCCUUUAGUUCAAACACUGUAAGCAGCUCGAAUAUCCAUCUGUGUGGCUCUCAGCAUCACAGUACCUGAUUGCUCGUGGCGGAUUAACAAGAUGUAGAAGUUAAACUAAGGAGGUGCUUUUGAUCUCUUUUACAAUCUAGGAACUAAGGCACAGUGUCCCCAGCUCCCCUCCCCAUGAAAGUGCUUAGUUGGAGCGAGAAUAAUGUUAAAACAUUCGUAAGCACCAAAAAGUCUUUAUAUACUCUGCCAGCAUGGAGCUCUGUCCUGUCCUAGCACCAGGCAUCCCUUGCAGUAUAACUUGCUCGUAUAAGCCCGGAACCGGUCUCUGUUUUCCAGGGCAUCUCAGCUGCUUUGCAGCACACGCCCGGUGCCCUCGUGGUUGUGUCGGUAACCUCGGUGCUGAUCUCAUGCCUGGACCUGCUGUUGUAAUUCACAAACUGCGUGUUCUUAGACCUAAUUCCCCACAGGUCUGUUUGGGGAGGUGAUCUUGGGUGUGCCAACCAGUCGUGCAUAUAUGCACAACAGGGACUGUGUGCAGGUGAGCUCUUGUGGCCACUCUUUAAUUAAAAAAUAAAAAGUUUGGAGGAGGUCAUGCCUGGCUUUCUCUGUAGUAGCCCUGUGGUCAGUGCAGUUGCUCAUGGACAAUCGCAUGGGAGGAAGUUGUUAGCCUGAAUCCAAAUAGUUUCUGUUUUGUAAUGUAGGUUUUGCUUUUUUAUGAGCGGGAAGCUAGAUGCAUCCUGUUAGUUAGCUGUUGAUGUUCCUUUGUUGCAUCUAUUUGGCUCAUGCCUCCUUAGCCUCUGUUGAGACCUUUGGCAAUAAAGAUUUUCUUGGCAAAGACAAGAUAUUAUUUUUUGGGAAUCAGGUCAUUUGGAUCAGUUAGGAAAGGGAGCAAACCAAAGCUUUUGAAUUUAAGGAAGUCAUCCAGAGAUGUCUUGUUUUUUUCACUGAGUGAUGUCUUAGCUACGUAACAUGUGUUACUAAAUCUGUCUUUUGAGUUUGGUAAUCCUUAUGAGAUCCUACUAGUCAACCAGGUUUUGUGUUUGAAGAAAAACACGCAAUUAAGUGAGGAGGCAUUGGUUUCACCUGCCUACUACAAAGAGCCUGUUGAUGCCCUCCCAGUAAAUUACAACUUUAAGAAGGCAGUGAUUCAUCUUUGCAAGCACAAGUGGGAGAACACUUGUUUGGCAAAAGCAAUAUUUAGACCUGUUUGCACACUUAGUAUUUUCCUGUAGAAACUCAGGAAGGGAUUAGCACAUGGUGUUUCUCCUGAAGCCUUCAGAGAACCCUUUCAGAGGAAAACAGGAAUGUUGUGACCUCAUUAAUGUUUAUAAAUACGUAAAGGGUGAGUGUCAGGAGGAUGCAAGCAGGCUCUUCUGGGUGACAACAAAUGGUAAGGCAAGGGGUAAUGGGUUCAAACUGGAACACAAGAGGUUCCACUUAAAUUUGAGAAGAAACUUCUUCUCAGUUAGAGUGACAGACACUGAAACAGGCUGCCCAGGGGGUUUGUGGAGUCUCCUCUGGAGACAUACAAAACCCGCCUGGACACAUUCUUGUGUAGCCUCAUCUAGGUGUUCCUGCUCUGGCAGGGGGAUUGGACUACAUGAUCUUUUGAGGUCCCUUCCAAUCCCUAACAUUCUGUGAUUCUGUGUUUCCCCUCCCUUUCCCUUAGUUGUGGCCAUGGUUUUUCACACUACCCUUGUGCUGCUGCCAGCACUUGCGUGAGCACGUGGUUGAACAGUUCAAGGCCACAGUGCCAUUGAAAACAAAUCCUCCUUGCUACACUCUGAGGUGGGUUUUUCAUAGAAGAGACCUAGAAAGAUCAUCUGGUCCAACCUUUCAUGGGAAGGAGAUCUUAGAUGAGAUUAUCUAGCACCCUUCCCAGUCACCUCUUGAAGACAUCCAGGGAUGAGGACUCUACCAUGCCACUGGCAGGACAUAAUUUUUAAUUGCAUAACUUCCUGGUUUGCUUGUGGAGCGGCUGCAUGUGCCCUGGUCCUGCCAUGUGGGCAGGAGUGCAAAAGCACGUAGGCACAGCACUGUGGUGGGCCUGAUACAGGUUGUCCUAAUCCUUCUUCUGCUCUCAGCUCUGCCAUGGAUUUGCUGUAUGUCUUCAGGCAGGUAUUUUAAUCCCAUCUCAGGUUUCUCCAUGGCACAACAGGGAUAAUGCUUGGUGACCUGUGUGGUGCAUGGGGAUGCAUUGGAGCUUUAGGUAAUCUGGUUUAGCAUGUGGAUUAAUAAGGCAUGCCAGCGGAGCCCAGUUUGUUCGAGAUAUGUUAGUUUCUUGUCUCUUCAUGGCUCCAGCGCUGUUGGGGACCCUGUGUGUGUGUGUGUGGGAAAUGUGCUUGCAUCACCUCCCAGUGUAGCGACUGGUGAAACAGGGAGCAGCCUGGGCUGUGAAUUAUGUCCUGAUGGUGUGAAUGGUAUGCGCUGGUGAGAAGGACAUCACAGAAACCCUACAUGACCGUGAAAGUAAGUGUGGCCACUAUAAAAAUAGCCACAGCAAAUUGGAUUAGACUUAAGAGGGAACUGCUCUUAUUCACUGCUGAGUGAUGAGCAAAGUGAAUUUUGGCCUGUGAAUAUCAUGAUGUGAUUUAUUAGUAAUCACUUCCAUAGUGUUUCUCAUCUAUAGAUCUUAAGUGGCAAUUAGUAUGAAGACGAGAAAGUAUUAUUUUUUUUUAUUGAGGCACAAAGACAUCAAAUGACCUGCUGCAGGGCAUUUCGUGAGUCAGUGGUAGGGGUUGGGCAUAAUGCCUCCUUUGAGGAGGAUAAUUUUUGUAUGAUUGGUUUGUGUCAGCCUGUGCCAGUUGUGUAUGUGAUUUGGUUAAUAAUUGUGAACAUGAUUUGAAAUUCUAUGGAGUAGUUCACUGAUGGUGAAUCGGAGUGUUGCCAGGACUUGCUGACAGUAGCGGCUAAUUCAUGCUAAUCUGUAGACGUGGUACAGUUUAAUCCAAUUCAAUUUGAGUAACAUGUUUUAAAUUCCAGUGCCCAUUUCUUUUGCUGAAUUUAAUGAAUAGAUACCUGCACGUUGUAAUGGGAAGUGUGAAAAACCUUUCAACCCUUAACAGCUCUGUAGAUGCCCUAGCUUUUGCUAAAGUAGUUUGCUGCCUUCUCGAAGUACACAGCUUAUAUGGGAGCUGGUUUUCCUCCUUGUCCAAUUAAGCUAGAUAAUUAAAUCUCCCUUUUUAGUCAUAGCCCACGUUUUUAAUCCUGUAACUGAGCUUGGCUUGCCAGAGGAAGUUCUCUGUAUUUCUCAACACAGCGGAUCCCUAGUAAACAUGGCAUUAAAUCCAGUCCCAUGCUGCUUCUCUGUAUUCAUCUGUCUUUUCUUGACCUGAUACUUUUAUGCUGGGUGUUUCCUGUGCUAAUGGUUAUUUUAUUUAAAUGCCAGCUGCACUGUGAUUAUUCUUUUAGCACAAAGUAUAGGAAGGUUUUUUUAAAGUGUUAGAUUUAGUUACAUGUACUUGAUAUUUAGAGUACGAGCACAAAGCAUGUUUUGACAGAAGCUGCACAGACCCAAUUUGACAAUCAAAUAAAAAGCUGGAGGUUUCAGGAGUGAAAUGGCAACAUCUCUUCAGCAAUACUAAUUGGUUCCUCACUUCUGUAUUCAUUGCGUGUCCUUUGUUUGAUGGUGAAAGCUUUUAAGUCAGCCAUUGUGUCUUACCUGAAGGAUGUUUUGCAGUUGCUGAGUGUAGGUGUAGGGGAUGAUGUGACAAGGAGCUGAGCUGAAGAACUUGCAGCCCUGUGACACUUUACAUAGUGAUCCUUGGUGACUUAUACCAAACCAAAUUUGAAGGAACUACAAAUAAUCCUUCGCUUCGUAGGUAAAGAAAUUACAGAUAUCUCUUCCCAUUUGAGCGUGUGCCUUGAACUCUGAUAGAGGAAUGGGGAAGAGCAAGGCCUUCUGAACUGUUUCCUCCUCCGUACCUGUAGCAUCUCCUUAUGGGAGCUGCUUUUGGAACUAGAUUCAAAUAGUUCUUUACUGGUUUCAUUUUCAGCUGAAUUUUCUCGGUGAGAGGGGCAAAGCUGUACACAGGAGACUAGUUAAAUGGGGAUGUGCAAAAAAAGCCAUGCAAUAUUUGGAUUGCUUUCUAACACUUGAAAUGAAGACUCAGAUUCCUUAGUUCUUAGUCGGGCUCUUUGCUCAGGUCAAACUGAGGCCAUGAAUAAACUAUGUUGGUAGGAUUUUUCCAUGUCUGUACGAAAGAGACAGUGCUGUCAGGAGAGCACAUUUUUAGCAGCAGUGGUUCUUCGUCUUGCAUUGGAUUGUUAUGUGUAACCUCUGGCAUUUGUGUCGCUCCUGGAGUACCUAGAGACUUCAGCUGGAGUUACUGUUAUUUGUGCUGCAAAAAUACUUUGGUAUGUGUGUAAAUUCUCACAUUAAGGCUGUGGGAGACCUGUCUGUGGGCAGGUGUUGCUGAUCAGUAACAUUGGAUCUGUGCAUGCCUGAUCACCUCUUGCUUCCAAUUUCAUGAAAGUCAGGCAUCAUGGACAUUUGUUAGACGAGCCAGUGUACAUAAUUUACCCUGGAUUUGUACUGUAUACAGAAGGACAGAUGAUACCUGACAUCGUGGCCUUGUAUCUCUCAGCGUAUAGCUAACCCUUCAGCUUCUUGGAGUGGAUGUUAGGAGCUGCGGUAGCUUGGCCCUUUGCAUCAUGUGGUUGGCACUAUUUCAACCCCAUUUGUUGGCAGCUAAGACCAGAUUUCCUUUCUUGCUGAACCAUGGCCUGAAGAGCAGAGUAAGUUAGACUUUAGGCAAGUCCAUACACUUGUGGUUAGAGUGCACAACGCCAGCUUGGACACUUCAGCCUGCAACUUAGGUGCAUCUGAGAUCUUCACAGAAGACUGUUCCCAGCACCCAUUGGUGUCAUCAGGAGCCCUUUUGCCACAUCAGUAUGACGGUAGCUGAGAUAUAUGGGGUUUGUGUGUGUUUAUUAGGUCUCAUUGAUUACUGUCUGUUCUGAAGACAGAUUAUUAAUUAGCACAACAAAUUGCUGGAGAGGAGGUGUGUGUAGGGAGUGGUGCUGGCAUUGUCUGCUAUCGCAUCUGGAAGAAAUUCAACAAGGGAUGCAGCUGUCUGCCAUGUAGCUAAGAAUGAGGUCGAGUCAAUGGUGCAGAGCGAGACUUCUUAUCUAAUAAAGGAAAAAAAAAUCGGAGUUUAGAGCAAGGAGAGAAGUACAAGCAAGAAAGCCAAAAAAUCCCCCAGUUUUUAGGACAUUGUUCCAAAUGGGCAGUGCUGUUAGAGUUGGCUCCCGCGUUAUGUGUAUCAGGAGAGAGCUUUCAAACAACUGCAUCGGUAUCUCAUGCUGUUCCCUUCCAGGCUUUUUUUUUAAAGAAUGCUGUCUUCUCCCUCUCCACUUAUUAACUGUUUUCUGUGAGGAAAAACCUCAGUGAAAAUCAGUAGCUCAACAAAAAAAGCCUUUGCCAAACCACAAAUUUAAGGGAUUGGACGCUGGGGAUUAGUUUUUGCUUCCUACCUAUGGUGAUUUCAGUGCUGUUGUAGGCUGGGGAUGCAGCUUGGAGUUACUGUGGUCCUCCAACUGAGGGAGGCCAUAAUGCCAGGUUGUUCAAGGAUGCAGGGAGGAAGGCACCUGGGAAAGCGUUGUCUGCACAUCUGCCCAGGAGUGACACAGCACUGAGGAGGGAUUAUUUGGGUUAUAGAAAUUAAAAUUUCAGAGACUGGAUGGUAUUGUGGAGAAGGGAGAAGAUGGGGAACUCCACAGGGAGUUUUUUUUUCCACCCUGUAUUUUUUGCAAGAGAAAGGCAGACCUGAAGCGUAGCUUGGACUAAUGGGAUCCUGAGCUGAACUUUGCGGCUUUCCCCCACAUCUGUGGCAGGCCGACCAAAGAUCUGCUCUUGGAUUUGCCUGAUUUCAGGGUGUGUCAUUGAUUUGUUCUGGAUGGUGCCAGUUCCUCUGACUUCACUGCAGUUUGUAAAAAAAGGAGGGAGGGUUUCUGUUUUUCAUAUGUUGCAAAAUUGUGUUGACGACAUCAUCACUGAAUAUAUCCUUUCCUGAUUUUUGUUGAGGAGAAGGCUAAUCUGAUUUUUCUUAAAUUCAGGCAGUGGUGACUUGCUCUCUUUUUAUUCCUCCACAAAAAAUUAAUGAGUUCUGAUUUUACAGAAUUAGAACUAAAAUUCAGUUCUAAUUUUUAGAGCUAAAAUUCUACCAUUUUAGUUGUACAGGCACUGUUCAUGUCAUACUGCAAAGAAAAUGGAAGAAUUUGAGAGUGUCCCUGUAGCUACUAAACGUUUGCCGUUGUGGAUAAAAUUGGAGGGAGGAGAAAAAGCCAGACGUAGCCAGAAGAUGAUCAAAAGUCCAAAAGGUCUCAGAAGCCUGUGUGCCUUGGAGAGUUUAAAAAUGGGACACCGAUGUCAAAGUCACUUUGCUGCUUUCAGAUGUGCCAUCCCCAGAGUUCAAAGGACCCUGGAGCCACAGAUGAAGCAAACUGGACCUGGGAAUGGCGUGGGUUGGGAGCAGUUUAUAACUGCAAAUUUUCAGUCAGUUUUCUUGUUGUUAUUGUCAUGCAAUUGAAGUCACGGCCAUUGAGCUAAAAGAUGAGAGUGUUUGAUUGGAUUUUGGGGUCUGUAAUUGCUGCUGUGAUGUUGCUGCCUGGAGGCAGGGACUUGCAAACGGAUCUUUCCAAUAGGAGGAUUAUAGCUGAAGAGGGAGUGCUGGGUUUAAAGAAAGAAAAGUUUAAAGCUGUCAUAUAGUGGUUUCCACUCAGAUGAAAAAGCAGAGGAUUAUGAAGCUUUUGUCAAAAAUAAUAGAAAAAAAAAUAGCAUUGUUAGAGGACUGACAGUGGCAAAGUCACUCUCAGGGAAAAAAAAAGCCCUUGGGACUUGUGAAAGGAUGACUCUCCAUGAGUACGGGGUGAAUCCAGCUCCUGAAAGGCAUGGCAGGCAGCUCUCAGGGCUGUGCAUCUCUGAAAUUUUGCUCCCGAGAGGGGUUUUCUCAGCUAAGCCAGUGGCUGAGUUGCUGCAGAGGAGGCUGCUCUUGGGACCCCCAGCAGCAGCAGCCUAGCUCCUCCGGGCUCAAUCUGAGACCAGGGACUUUGUGCACUUGGUGGAUUGUUUUUUAUUUAUUGAAAACCCUCAUGAAUUGUGUUUUGGACUCUAAUGCUUUAUGGAAAAAGGUCUCUCUUUCCAUCCUUGUUGAGAUAUUUUUGCAGCUGGAGGGGAAGCCAGGCUGCCAUUGGGUGGGCACUGAGGACAGGGGAGGAGAAGCCAGCAAAUGAAGUGGAGAAUAUGGAAUCUUGAAGAUGUUUGAAAAAUGAGGGAAAACAUUCCCCUGAUGCUUCCUUAAUCCAUUAGGUCAGGAAGGAACUUGGAUGCUCAAUUCAGACCCUUUCUAUGCUCCUGUGCAUUGAACUUGUGCUGUAGGGUGCUAGCCAAGUAGCAGGGUGCUCAUGUGAGACAGGGAAACCCAGAUAUGUUUUCUUGCCCUGUCAGAGCCUUUUUGUGUGAUUUACUCAGGAUCAUUUGAGGCCAUACUUUUUACAAAAUUAUGGUAUUAAGGCAUCUGACGGAUUUUCACUGUUGCGCUGCUUUGGGUCUCUUUGACGGAGUAGCCUGUGUUUGACUUAGAUCAAAACAUGAAGCAGUGUCAGGGUCUCCAAUACUCCUUGAUAAGGGCUGAUACAUUUAGUCAUGCUAACUGUAAACCGUCUCCAUUUUGUGAUUAAAUUUAGUUUCUGUUCAUGGUAGGAUUUUAAAAUAACACCUUCAUGAACACAGCUUCUUUCAGGAACAUAUGUGCCGUGUGAGAUAAGGGUUUAAGGAUGCCUGUAGAGCAUUGUGGACUGGAAGGGUAAUGGCUGUAAGUAUUAAUUGUUACAGAAAGAAAUGUUUUUUUCACUAAUUGCCAGGAAUGGGUUUAACAAGAUAAAGCUGGGUCAAACUACUGCUUAGCAUAUACAAAGCCAAGUGAUAACCCCAAGCAUGAAACACACACACGGGUACAUCUGUUUUUGAGAUGCAAAACUAGAAGUUGAUGCUUUGCUCUAUCUUCUUUCAAUGCUAAUUGAAUUACUGGGGACAGUGAAAGCCUGUGGAAAGACUGUUGAGGAACAGUAAGAGCAGCAUUGGCUCAAGGACCUGAGCUGGCCAGCAUUGCCAGGCAUUGGUGUUUCCGAAGAAGCUGAAGUUGCUGGGGGUUUGUGGGGGCUUUGCUGAGCACAGCUGGGGACCAGGCAAGCAUGAGGGUCCUGCCAGGCUGGCAGCCCCUGGUACCUGCAGGAUGCUCUCUGGGCCAGGUUGCUAAAAUCUUUGAGGAUGCAGGAACGAUUCAGGUGAUACCUGCAAGGCAGCAGCAACGCUAACCCGCGCGAACCCAAAACCUGCACUUUGCUUCAGACCCAGGGACUGCCGCUGGGCAGCCGGCUGUGGCAUCUUUUCUUUGUAUUCGGCUUUUAAAAUUCAAACACUUCGGACAGAAACAUUACAGCACAAGUCUGUAUCUCCGAGGACAUUAGUCUGUUGAGACACUUGGCAGAAGCGCACAAUAUUUGGAUGUGGAGUAACUUGCUUUUUCAUUUUAUAAACCCUUAUGUAAACACAUUGUUUGCAUCAUUGGGAGUUGAUUGUUUAACUUUUCUCUCCAUGGUAUGAAAAAUAACAAAAAAAAAAAAAAAAAAAAAAAAAAAAGGCCCCAAAGGAAAAGAAACAAAACACUACUUAUUUUCUUGGUAUGUACCUGUAACACUUUCCAAAUGUAAAAAUGUAAAAGCCUCUUAAGAUACAGAAAAGCAGCAAUACUAUUUAUAUUUCCUCUAUGAAAAGACUGAUCAAAGGCGCACAACUGUGCUUGGGUUUAGUUAGCAUCGAUAACUGCAUUAAUGUCAGGGUGCUUAUGAUUUUAUUGAAUUCAAAAGUUGCGGGCUCUGCAAAGCAUAAAGCAAGCUAAGGCUCUAGUGUGUGCUCAAUUUAUAUCGUAUUAUGUGCCAUUCUAUCACAACACAUUUUGUCCUCUGGCUGCAUUUCUUUGCUGGUCAUUUGAAAGGUCUACUUUGUGUUAGGUGCUUGUCUGUCUGGUUUUUGUUGUUGUUGGUUGGUUGGUUGUGUUUUUUGUUUUUUUUCAGCACUGCUGAAGGGUGCUGAGGAUUGUGAAGGUUUGACCUUGAUGGGAAUGCCUAGGUUUUUCUCCACAGGGAAGAGCUAAUCCCAGCUGCACUCAGCUGAGCAGCCAAUAUGCCCGGUGCGCAGGUGGAAAGGGGUUAAAAGACAUUAAUGUGCCCUGACUCAUCAUGCCCAGCUGCUAUGGUCAGGCAGAUUUCUUGGCCACUAACAAGGCUGUGAAGAGGCCAAGUAAGAACAGACCCACAGAAAAGCCUGAACAGAUGAGGUUUGGGCAGUUUCUGCUGAUUCCUGUACAGGCAUUACAGUUUAUACCAGAAUGUUUUGAUGUGUACACAUGUAUGGGGGAGAGAGAGGGGUCAGCACCCCUUUGCCUGGGGGUAGGGGGAGAGGAGGAUGCAGCAAAUGUGCUCAUGUGGAUAAUUUAAAGGGUUAAUAUUAAAAUGAUAGUAUGCCAACAAACUACGCAGCUGGUUAAAGCCUGACUCUAAGGGGCUGAUCAGGUCAGAUAUCUCACUGAAAAGCUUUACAUGGGUUUUUGUGAGCACUAUUGUCUCUCUUUCUGCAGACACGGUGGGGACACAGCUUUUGUUGUCCUGCGAGCAGCGGCUGUGAAUGGGAACGGGCAGCACGAUCCAGCUCUGAAUGUCGCUGGCAUGGAACAGCAGCCUUUUGACAUGGCACAGUUCAGCAUUUUGUUGUUGAGAUUUCUCCUUUUGUGACUGCUGGUCACAUUGGUGAAAGCAAUGCUGCUUUUAAAGCAGAAAAAAGCAAUUCUUAUGCACUAGGCAAGUUUGAAAUAGUUGGGUUUUCCCACGUUCUCCGGACUUCAGAAACUGGCUGCAGUUUCCCUACCCCCAGACGGUCACACUUCUUACUUUAUGCAUCAGGUGAUGUUUUUAUUACUUUGUUUACCAGGCAGGGUCUCUCUCUCUUUUUUUUUUUCCUUUUGUCUUUUGCCUAGUCACAGUUUGACCUUACCACCUGCUUUGGAAGUAAAGAUGACAUGUGAGCCCGACAAUGAAAGGUGAUUGAUUCUUUCCUAGCCCCCUCUUGCACAGGCAGGUUUAGGCAGCAGUGGGCAUGGUGGGUCUCUUGCCUGCAGUCAGUGGCUGGUGUUGGCUGCUUUGCAGAGAUCUCUUCCCAUUGGUACUGACUUUGGUUGAUCCACAGCCUGCCUACAUCAGCCCUGGUCGUAUGAUCUGGAGAUGCUUAAGAGCUUCUCAUUUCCAAACACUGUAAAGUUUGGUCAGAGCAAAACUGUCAGAUAUUUCCAGUAAUGCGUCCAGUAGCUAGUGGGAUAUGGGGGUUUUCCUGUUGCUUACUCAGGAGCAGAGCUGGCAGUCAGGAGCACAGCAAAGUUGCAGGUGUCCCUGCGUUUUUCAUGUGCCAUCUCUGCAGUGGCUCUUUGAGACUAGAUCUCUUUAUGGUACCAUAUUCACACCUUUGCUUGCCCUUCUGCAAGAGGAUUAAAGGGCAAGUCAGGAGCCUGCUGCUCCUCAGAGAGUGUCACAGCUGGAAGUUGGAGCUGAAUUUCAGGGAUGCAGGUUGGGCAUGGUCCAGGCUGCUGUGGGGUGGAGCAUGACGAAAAGCUGGGCUUGCUUUUGAUGUCUGCAGUUGGGCACUCAGCAGCAAGUGCCUGGAGGGGCUCUGGAUUUCCAGCUUCAUCCGUCUUGUACUGCUUGGUGUAAGAGAUUAAUUCCCUGUCGAUGCUGUCGGGAUGUAGAUCAGUUUAUUUCACAUUGGGCUCAUUAACUGCUCUCUGUCAUGCGUAUCUUUGACCAGCAGUGAGAAACCUCUGUGAUGUUGGUGCCAAGGAUGUGUUAGCAGACACUGAGUAACAUGGAACAGGGUACGAUGGGAUGCGCAGGGAGACCUUUGCCAGCUCCUCACUUGCUAUGAGUUUCCACUGCAGGCUUCAUUGCUCAUUUGGGGAUGAAAUGCAGGGGCUGGCACACGAGUCUGCAGGGGUGGUUGACCCCUCUUGGAGGUGUCAUCAAUGAUACAGAGCAAGCAUUCAACUGCAGUCAUCGUUUCCAUAGGUUAAGGACCUCCUUUUCAAAUCCUUUGUGAUGGGGUCAGUAAAUGUACUAAAGAAAUGAGUAAAAUGAGUAAAUUAUUAAGUCAGUAAAUCUAAUGGGGAUUUAGGGUCUGCCCUCACUCUAUUGAAUUUGAGUAAUUGUGAUUAUAUAUGAGUUUGAGCUGCCAAGUUUGGACUUGUAUCCAGACUGCUACUUCAAGCCUCACAUCUUGCCUUUUAGCUUCUGUUCCAGAUCCAAUACGUUACAAUUAAUAUAUGUAUAUUGGAGAGGCUAAAUAGACCUUAAAAUAUAGUAGGUAUUAGUGAGAUAUUGGUGGGUUCUGUUAACAGUUCUGUUUCAUAUAUGUGCUUAGAGAUCUCAAUUUUUAGAUAAAAUUUAGUAAAGCAGAGGAGGUAACAAGCUUUUAUGUGCAAAUGGAAGUUAAUGCUGGGGUCCGCUGGGCAUUACUGCUGAAACUCCAUCUCUGCCUUCAUGUCCAAAGAGCUGACUUAGGAGGGCACAAAAGGAAAGUAUGAAGAAGGUAUUAACUAAGUUGAAAUGUGAAAUUGAAGUGGCACAAAAUAAAUUAAUAGAUUUUGUGUGAUAGCUGUUCAUAGGAGUUUGAUUAUUUGGUAAGUCAGCCGACUGUUGCUUUGCCGAAGGCAAGUCUCACUAGGUGGUAAAUGUGUCCUCAGUCCCUCCAGGGUUUAUGUCUUUUUUAUUUCUCAAAUGGUGAAAGUAAUCCCUCUUGCAAACUGGAUUUUGCCUCUGGCGGCUCUUCUAAGGCAUUGACUUUGAACAUUGUCCAAAUCUAAUUAAAUCAAAGAGUAUUGAUCAAAUAGUUGGCUUCAUGCUUUGGCUUUCUGUUCUCCUUGCUUGAGCAAGGAGCUGCCUCACUUGCCCGACAUCUGCUUAUGUAUUUAGGAGAAACAGAGAGGUAAAGAAGACUUUGUGUCUCUUUUCACCUGCAAAAAAAAGUGAAAAUGUGGGGGAGGAUUCAGGGAAAAAAAGUUUGGAGAGGAUGGGUAACCUCUCAACUGGAAGACAUGUUGGGAUUUUCAAGGAGCAGAAACGUCUGGAAAGCUGACAACAUCUCACUCUGAUGUUUGCCAGCAUGUUUCUCUAGGGUCUUGCCAAAAACUUUCCCAAAGUGAGGGGCUUCAGUCAGAGUCGCUACAAGGAGGGCUUUGUGAGGACAGUGCUGCCCCUUGUCCGCUCUUGCCUUCUGGUGACACAGGCUGCUUAGGCCAGCUCUGUUUUUGGGAACAUGCAGUGUCUUGAAUGGAAAAUGCAGCAACUGCAUUAGCAAAGCGAUUCUGCUUGGUCAAAUAAAACGAGAAUUUGCAAACAACAUGAUGAGACGACCAAUCUGGUACUGGCUCAGUCCCAUUGAGGUGAUAAAAGGCUUUGUGUUGUACUGCAUGGAGCGUACAUGUUUUAUAUGUGCAAAGGAUAGGUGCAAAACCCAGUAGGGUGCAACAGAUAUAAUCAAUAUUCUGGAGUUUGAUAACCAUUUUGUUGGAUUUUUAACUGUCUGGUAACUUCUAUUAAUAUCUAUGUCAUUGUCCUGCACUAAAUGCCAAGUCUUAACAUCCUCUAGUAUCUUAGAUUUAAUAGCUGUGCUGUUAAGCAUCUCCAGACCCCAGACUUUGACCUGGCACCUGAAUUGACAGGUAACCAAAAACAGUCCCCCAGCACAUGGCAGAAUUUUGACCAUUAAGAUUGCAUAGUGUUUGCUUCUAAUAUAUGUUACGUAUGUGUUGCUGCUGUAGUGUCUCAGUCAUGCUUAUGACUUCAUCCCAGCCUGAUGCAUAAAACCUAUGGUACUUGUAUGGCAUCCAUAUGAGGAGAGUUUAUGCAUUGUAUCUGUAUGUAUAUAUGUUUCUAUAUUUGAUUGGUGUGAGCGCAUAUAUCCCAGCCAAAGAAAAAUUGUUCAUGGGAGAGUAAGUGCUACCAUAUUUCAGAGUAAAGGCUGUAGCAGGCUAAUUUUAAGGUUCACAUAUAGCAGAUGAAGCUCUUCAUAGUGCCUUCAUAUCAAGAUAGCACCAAAUAAAAAGGUGAGUAUCAACAGGUACCCAUCCUGUGGUUUUGAUAUUUUUCUGGUUCUGUUUGCAAUACUUUGGUCCUAAUGCAUAAUGCGUAUGUGUGGGGGGGGUCAUCAUUGUCAUGGAAACAGGGCAUGAUGCUGAUAAAGAUGGAUGUGGGUCUUUUGUUUCUGGGGUGCAUGUGGCUGCUGAAGUGUCUGUUAUUGUUGUGCUCGGCAGCAAUUUAUUGAGAUUAUCUGCUGAGUGUGACUUCCAUGAGCACGGCAAAUGGAGAUGGUGUGUCAACACUUCUCAUCUGAGUAAACAGGAUCCACAAAUUUGCUUUAUCAUUGAAUACAAAUGCCUCUAGGUAGAGGUGGGACAGGAGGGGUAUUUCUGUCUUCAAAAAAGUGAGUUGCUUUAAUUUUGUUUUCUGGUGGGGGGCAAGCCUGUCUGCUGCAGAAGGUUGCUGUUUAACCAGAAGUGGAAGCUGGAAGAUCCUGGGGCAGUUGUUGCCAUGCUGGGUGUUGGAGUUGAGAGCUCCUGGCCUGGCUGGUGGCAGGGACAGUCUUGUGCCUCCUGGUGAAUGGCAGCACAUGUCCAAAAAAAUAACCUGUGCUCUUCUUGGCAAAUCUUCCUGAAGGGCUGUGAAGGAGCAGUUAUGACUCUGAGCUAUCACUGUGCUCUGGGAAGGAAAUACUGGUCUUGCAGGGAAGGUGGUAAAGUGCCAAUUGAUUUUUUUCCCAAGGGUUGAGGGAGUCUAUAUUUUGCUGCUGGAGUUUUUGCAUCUGUAGGGCUAAGCCUUAGGGCUUCUCUAGGGUAAGGUGGGUUGCAAAGGCUGUUUUUGGGAAGACUGAAAAUAGCACCACAUUGAAGUGCCCAUGGCAGAGUUGCUUGGCACACACAUGCACAGCUAAUAUUUCUCUGGCAUUGCAUGUGGGCUGUCGAACGCCCUUCUGUCUUGCUUAGAAGAGCAGAAAUGUCCUGCCACAGGGAUGUGAUCCAGCCCCCUGCUUGUCCAACAAAGAAAUUGUUGUUGCUAAACAACAGGCUUUUUUAAGGAAUGUAUAGAUGCCCCAAGUCUGAAUUUAUGCUUCUCUCCAUGGAAUGAGUCACUGCGCUGGUUUUUAAUAGAGCCCCUCUGGAUUUAUGUGUUUGCUGCUCAGAUUAAACUCUGAUUCAGUGCGUGAAAUAAGAUUCAGUAGUUGUGCUCUGCUGCUGUCCUGCUACUUGCAGGCAGUUGCUGGUUAAAGUCUGCUUCUGGCUUUUUCUGUGCAGAUAGCAGUUGCAAAAUACAUUACAGAGCAUCCUCAUUUUGUGUUAAUACUGACUACAUGUGCGUGUUGCUGCUUGUUAUUUUUAAGCAGAGAUCCAAUACCGGCUAUCUUGUUGGUUGUGUUUCGUUUAAUUGAAUUCAGUUUUAUGUGAGAACACGCUGACAAGUCCAAUUAAUACCUUCAGUGAAAGUUUAGCAAGGGUAGGGAAGGAAAUUAGCUAUACGACAUGUUAUAAGCUAAUAAUGAAGUAGUUGUGAUGAUUUGUAAUGGGAAUUUUCAGUGUCCUCCUUCUGUCGGGACUUGAAUCUUCUUUUUUUUCCUGCAGUCGCUGCCAGGUUCCGCUCUGAAAUUCAGAAAUGUGAUUUGUAACACCUUUGGAGCAAGAGACGGCCAUCCCCUUGGGGAGGGAGGUGUGCUGGAGGAGCUGGAAUUGCUCUGUGAAGAGCUGGGGUGCUGUGGGUGGGGCAGGAGAGGAAGAUGGAGCCGGUUUGGAGGCAGCAGGAGCGGCACUGAGCCCUCGGAUGCGUACCUGCUGGUCUCUGCUUUACCUGGCUGAGCAGUGCUGGAAUGGCGGCUUUGUCUACCUGAUCAUGUUGCGCCGCAUCAAGCGCAAAGCCCCUCUUCCUCCCUCCAACGGCAACAACAGCAACAGCUGCGACCCCAAAGCCAAGCCCAGCCCUGAACCCGGUGACAGAGCCGCUCAAAAUGGGAAAAGGACCAGAAAAUUUGGGGUCAUCACCAGAACACCGGGCAGCAAGGACAGCAAGGAGAAGCUAGGCUCGGAGCAUGGAAACGGGCACUGCACCCCAAUGGAGGUGGAGGUUGCUCAGCCAGAGACCUCUGAAGCGGAAAGUAAUGGGGAAGAGCAGCUUCGGGGCACGGGGGGACAAUACCGCUCCCGGCUGUCGGAUGGCAGCGUACCAGACAUUGGUGACCAAUCUGCCCAGCGAGAAGGUUGCCGCAUAUGGAGGAUGCACAUCAUGAAGGGGACGGACGGGCUGGGAAUCCAGAUAACAGGAGGCAGAGGGUCAAAGCGGUCUCCUCACAGCAUCAUCAUCACACACGUGGAGGAAGGCGGCUCUGCACACAGGGACGGCAGGCUGACAGCAGGCGACGAGCUCCUGAUGAUCAAUGGUCAGUCACUGGUUGGGCUGUCCCACCAGGAUGCUGUGUCCCUCCUCCGCUCAGCCGCUGGCCUGGUGCAGCUGGUGGUCGCUAGCAAGGAAUCUGCUGAAGGGGAUUUUCUGAAGUACCCGUCUACCAGUUUGCCAGACUUGCUUAGCACGUGCUCAGUCCAAGACUCUGUCUCUUGUACUGACAAUAAAGAAAACGAAGAGCCAGAAGAAGAUGUGAAGGGAGUGAAUGUAUCUCCUGAAAAACUGGUCGCUGGGGUGGAAACUGAGAAGUCUCAAGAUUCACCUUGUGCAGAAGUGUCCAAAGGAAACAACCAGAGUACAGCUCUUGGAAGUGGCAUACUGAAAUACAGAAGUCGAUCCCAAGGUGCUGCAUCCCGCUUGGAGUCUGUGGGAGAAGACGAUGAGCUGACAGUGGAAAACGGUGAAUCAAGUUACGAAAUAGCCGUGAAAUAUUCCCGGGGUGGAAGAAAGCACUCUCUGCCCCAGCAGCUGGAGUCGGCGGGAGCCAGACAGGACUACCAUAUAGUGAAGAAAUCUACUCGUUCCUUCAGUGCUGCCCAAGUGGAAUCUCCAUGGAGACUGACCCAGCCGUCCAUCAUUUCCAACAUCGUCCUGAUGAAAGGACAAGGCAAGGGUCUUGGAUUCAGCAUUGUGGGAGGUCAGGAUUCUGCUCGUGGACGCAUGGGGAUUUUUGUGAAGACUAUAUUCCCAAAUGGAGCGGCAGCUGCUGAUGGAAGGCUUAAAGAAGGGGAUGAAAUCCUAGAAGUUAAUGGGGAGUCUCUGCAAGGGCUGACCCAUCAGGAGGCCAUUCAGAGGUUCAAGCAACUCAAGAAAGGAGUGGUGACCCUGACAGUGCGGACGCGGCUGCGCAGCCCCAGCCUCACACCCAGCGCGGCUCCCACAUUGCUGAGCCGUUCCAGCUCCCCCAGUUCCAGUGCCAGUGGUGGCACACCGGUCACCGGCCCUGAUGAGGCGGACUGUUCCGCCUCCAGCCGCAAAGGACCUGGCCCAAAGGACAGGAUCGUCAUGGAUGUGACGCUCAAUAAAGAGCCAGGGGUUGGGCUCGGCAUUGGUGCCUGUUGUCUCACACUGGAAAACAGUUCCCCGGGGAUCUACAUUCACAGCCUGGCCCCAGGAUCAGUGGCUAAAAUGGAUGGCAGGUUAAGUCGAGGUGACCAGAUCCUGGAGGCAGAUUCAGUGAGUCUGCGUCACGCAGCAUUAAGUGAAGCCUAUGCCAUCCUGAGCGAAUGCGGUCCAGGUCCUGUUAGCCUCAUCAUUAGUCGGCAUCCUAACCCAAAGGUUUCUGAGCAGGAGAUGGAUGAAGCAAUUGCACGUACUACCCACCGAGAGAGUAAGGACGCCAGCUGCUCUCACGUCACAGGAGCUGUACAAAAAACCCCAUCUCCUAAUGCGAAGGCCAAGCAAGGAGAGACCUCAUCUCCCCUCAGCUGGACAAUGAAGCGCUUUCUGGAGCCAGCAAGCCGGCAGGGAUCUGUCAGCUCCGAGUCAGAGCUCUCCCAGUACUUCUCUCACGACAGCAUGACCCAGCUCCCCUUCUCUGACGCUGUAACCAGCUCAAGCGACGAAGAGCAACUUCGUCAGAGGAACAGAAACAGUUUGUUGGAUGAUGGCUCUCUUCUUCCUGGCAACCUGACUACUAGAGAAGCGGGAAUGGCAAAAGCAAAUGGUCUGGCUCCUCCAGCUGGUGGGAGAUCAUCUAGCCCUCACAACAAGCAUGUGGAGUCUGUGCGACCUGGCAUCCUCAGCGACAGCCCCAAAUCUGCCCGUAGCCCCUUUCAUCGACAGAGAAGAGUUGUUUUCUAUGAUGGUGACGUUAGUGAUGACGAUGAAAGUUCCCACUCACAAAGAAGCCAGAGAGCCAAGAGCCAGGAGGGUACUGGCAUUGUUGUUUCAACCUCGUCUGUAGAAAUUGAUGAUGAGAGCCAGGACAGUGAGUCACCUAGAUGUAGUGGCGCGGAGACAUCUCCCCCUGUCUUCACUAACUCUGUGGAGUCUGCAGACAGCACGCUGGGGCAAAGUGACUCUCCUUUCUUCCCCAUCAUAGCGUUCGAUUACUCAAGUGUGCCUGAAGUUCGUCUUGGCAGCCUGAGUCUGAGGGAGCUCCGGGAAGCACAACUCGAAUCUAAGAGGUCGCCAAAACUUGAGCACAGAGCAGUCACGCGAGUGAAAAGCAUGAUGAGCACUGAGUGUCGAAGCCUUCAGAGACAGAGGACAGAGGAGCAUGGCUCUUACAACAAGCCUGUUGCGAGGACACUCCCUCACAGCAAGAAGUGUGAAGCACCGGACGAGGCUGGGCAGAGCCAGGGUGAAAUAGUCACUCUGGUUCGCAAUGAGCAUGAGUCAUUUGGCCUGGAUUUGGAAAUCCAGGCGAUGCCCUUGAAGGUUGUUGUCACGGGGCUGCGGCCAGGUGGACCAGCAGAAAUGGGAUCAAUGGGCAAGAUGGCUGUAGGAGAUGAGAUUACUACUAUCAACAGUAUCCCAGUCAGUAAGAUGACGUAUGAGGAAAUCUGCUUGCUUAUGCAGUGUCUUCCCACAUCUGUAACCCUGGAGAUCCAGAAAGCAUCAUCAGCUGUCAGCAGAUACACAAACCUCAUCCUGUCUCCAGGGAUAGACAGUCAAAAUCAGGCUGAUGUCAACAGCAUCCUCACAACCGAGGAAGAACUGAGUGCUGUGAAGCAAGAAGGGGCAGGUUUGCAAGGUGCUAGUGGCAGCUGCAUAGUAGAGAGAACAACACUGCCACCUGAUGCCACCAGCAAAGGCAUGCAGAAAGGUACUGUGAAAAGCAGCCGUGCUGAGGACUGCGCUGCCAUCCCCAUCACUGAUAUCGAUGACUUGCUCAGCCAAAUGGGUGCUCCCGAGAACAGGGCCUCGCGCACCCCGUCGCGAGCGGAAAGCCCCCUCCGAGAUGAGUACACCACGAUGUGCUGCUGUGGGACUGAUGAAGGCUGUCCUGGUUCUGAGCCACGGCCAGCCAAGGAGGAGCUGCUGGAAAAAACUAGGAAUUGUGAAGCUAAUGCACAGGGAGUUUUGGGCCUGUCUGUGUUGGACUCCAUUAACACAGGCAAACUUUUUACUGUGAAUAAAAACUCUUUAAAUAACUAUUCUAGGAAUUUUAGCAGCUUAAAUGAGGAUGAGUUUCCUGCAGCAAACUCUCUGCAAGGUAAGAGAAGCGACCCAUUUCCAAAAUCUAUGUACGGAGCUGCAGAGGAUUCUCACUCAGACACAGAGUCUGUCACAGAAAACUUCGAUAGUGCUAAUGAGGUGUUGCCUGGGCCAUGCACUGCUGCUAAUGCCUCCGCAAGCUGUACUGUAAUGGAAUCGGAUGAGGAGCAAAUUGAGAUUUGUUGCGUGAACAAUGAGCCACAAAAGCCUACAGAGGAACAGCAUCUCACAUCUGCAACAAGUUCAUCCUCUCUGUCCCUGCUGCACCCGUAUGGCACCAAAGUUUUGCAAACUGAGGGCUGUGCAAUGUGUGGGUCACUGGAGACAAGCAUCAACAAACUUGGCUUGGAGGAUCAUGGUGGUCCCACUCCAUGUCCCUCACAGUGUUUGGAUGUGUCCUCUGCAGCCUUGUGUGCUCCUUCCUCAGUUUUCCUGCCAGAAAAAGACAUCCUAAAGAAUUCAGUCAGUAUCACUGAAGUUUACUCUUCCUGUAACAAUGGUGCCUUAAGUACAGAAGAUCACAUGGAUGCGGGGAACAGUGAUGGACAUACGAAAUGCGGUGAAUCCUUUGAAGAGGAAGGGUCUCUGCACUGCAAAAAGAUAAUCUUUUGCUCUGCUGGAAAUGUCAAUGGCUUGGAGAAUGACUUGCUUGAGAAAGAAGGAUGUCAUGACGAGCAGAGAUCCAAAUCUGAAAGUGAAACAGCGGUUGAUGACUGUAGUCAUGCUGUUAGUUAUUGCUUAGUGAAGAGAGAAACCAACAGUUUGUCCAACUUGUCUAAAACAGACAGCAAUCAUGUGAACACAUCAUCACCAAGAGCAAUAUCACUCAGGUCUCCCUUUCCCACUAGAUCUAAAGAUCCAAAGGCUAAUGCAACUCAUGACUUGCCAGGGAAAAAUGAGAAAAUUAACUCUGUGACUUCAGGAAGGACUUCAAAUGGAAAAGUCCAAAGCUCAGGCACAAAUCACUGCAAAGGAGCAGCAGUACCGCACAGCCCAUCCUCGCAGAAAAAAUCUUGUCAGGAGUCUAAGGGGAUUGCACAAAAAAGUAUAAUGGACACCCUUUUAAAUAACCAGAAGACCAAAGCAGGACCAAAACUAAAGGGGUUCACUAUCAAAAGCAAAGCAAAGGCAAAUUCAGAUUCUUCUGGCAUUAAUCCUACCAAAGUCAGUGGGGCUGAUCAGAAAAGGAUUUCUGUUUCCCCACAGCUGUCCCCAAAACUCCUUGGGAAGAAAACAUCAUUGUCUAAUAAUUCACCAACAAGCCCAGAUCCUGGCAAGAGCCUUUCAGCAGCCUCAAGGACUCUGAAGUCAGAGCUAGAAAAUAAACCACCGCUAGUCAUUUCUGGAGAUUCACUUCUGCCUCUCCUAAAUGGCACUGGCAACCCAACAGUGAGCGGUGAAAUGAAGCGUGGCUGUGAGGAGCUAACAGACCUGCAGCAGGCAUGGGGAAAGCCAAAAGAAAAGCAAGUUUCCAUGCAGCCUGUGGUAUGUCAGGGUAAGGGUGCUAAGCUGGAUGAUUUCAGGGCCAGGGACGGUCAGUUCAAAGUCACUUCAUCUCCUCAGGGGAUACAAAAAGUUGAAUAUGUGAAAGGGAGGACUGAGAACCCUGGAACAGGCCUGAACACGAUCAAGAGCAUCUACAGUGCAGAUGACCUUAAGCAAUUAUAUCUGCAAAAUGUAGGACCAUCUGCCGGAGGCUCUUCUUCAUUGAGGUCCCCCGCAGUUCACCAGGAACAGGUGGAAGGGCAGGAGAUCCAGCGUACUUUCAUUGAGGUGAAGCUUUCCUCUUCAUCGUCCUCUUCCUCCUCCUCCUCUGCCUCUUCCUCACCAGCAUCGUUUUUGCAACUGCCAUUGCUGGAGAAAACAGAAGAGGUGAAUGCAGAAGUGCCUUGUCUCACUGAGGAGAUGAGGAGCAUGCAGUAUUUCUCAAAUGAGGAUACUGCCAGAGACAGAAAUCUCCAUGGCUUAUCGAAACCCGUGACAAGAACUUACUCCAUGCCAGCCCAGUUAUCUGGUCACUUGAGGGAGGAAUGCCGUGUUGCAGAGGGUCAUCCUGUACAAGGACUCCAGGAUGAUGCUGCAGAGGAGAAAUACUCCCAGGCAGCGACAGCGAUGUUAAAGAUGGUCCAUCUCAACCUGACGAAUGGCCAGAGAGGGAAGGAGCAAGCAAACGCGUCCAGAAGCACCCAGAGGAUCCAUGACAUGUCCCCCUCGGUGGGUGACAUUGGCUACCCUGUCACCGAUAGGCUGAGGAUUUUCAAGAGGAAUUACUUCUACUACGAGCUGAACUGGCCACAUGAACCUACCUCAUCCUUCUCCGUCAAACAGAGGAUCAAAUCCUUUGAAAACCUGGCAAAUUUUGACCGGCCCAUUGUGAAGGCAAUUGAUACUCACUCAGCUAUGAGGUCUCCCCUCUCCAGGAGGUCAUGUGGUGCAAUGGCCGCUGCAGCCAGCCCUGCUGAGACACCACGGGCCUUGCGGCGCAGCUUGAGCUCCUACGGCGGCAGCCUGAGCCCGGCCACCGCCAUGGCCAAGGCUCACACCAGUGCAGAGCCCACUCGAGUGGCAGAGGGCAGCAAGGGGGAAGGAAAGGCCCAGAAGAGCGAGAAGGACAGCGCUGGGGCAGACGCAGACGCCUUUCCCCCCUCUGCCUCACAGACACGCCGCAGCCGGGGCCUGGGGCGGCCGCCGCUGUCCCGCUCCCGACUGCGGGAGCUGAGGGCCCUCAGCAUGCCCGACCUGGACAAGUUGUGUGCAGAGGGCUUCUCGGGGCCGCCACCACCCGUAUGCUUCAAGACAGAGCUGGAAAUCACACCCCGCAGAGCCCUUGGCUUGCCUGGCCGGAGCAACGCAGCCCUGUCCAGCCGGGGCGGCCCUGCUGAGGUGGGCGCGAGAGGGACUUGUGCCAGCAGCCCUCGGGACAGUGGCUCGGGGACUCCAGGCUCCGCUUCGGAUGACGACGUGCCCCAUGGCAGGUCUCCGGAUGGGGAGCGCUCAGAAAAGAGCUGGUCCAUCAGCUUUGAUCAGCUGCUCAUCUCAAGCCUGGACCAGCAAAAACUGCAGUCUGUUUUGUCAACGGUUGUACCAAAAUGUGAUGUUGCUGCUAUGCUCCAAGAAGUCAAAACACAAGUAAAGAGCAAAGAAGACACAUACUUUGUAGUCUUACACAAAGAAGAAGGAGCUGGCCUGGGAUUCAGUGUCGCUGGAGGAACAGAUCUGGAACAGAAAUCAGUCACGGUGCACAGAGUGUUUUCAAAGGGAGUUGCAUCUCAAGAAGGAACUAUUCAUCGAGGAGAUCUUGUUCUGUCAAUCAACGGCAAGUCUCUUGCAAGUUCAGUCCACGGGGAUGUCCUGAAUACUCUUCAUCAGGCAAGACUAUACAAAUAUGCGGUCAUUGUCAUCCAGAAGGAAAAAGACAAAGCAAACAACUUCUCCAGACUUGAGAUAUCAGCUACUGGCAAAAAAUGUGUGGGGUCUGGAAGGGAUGUUUCCAUGGCAAUAGGAACAGAUCCAAGCCUGGAUAUGGAUGAUGUAAUCUGUGUUGAAUUAUUGAAAACCUCUGCUGGCUUGGGAUUCAGUCUUGAUGGUGGAAAAGCUUCCAUUGCUGGAGACAGACCCUUACUUGUGAAAAGAAUAUUUAAAGGUGGUGCUGCAGAGCAAUCUGGAAACAUAGAAACUGGAGAUGAAAUUCUUGCUGUUAGUGGAAAAUCAUUACUUGGCCUCAUGCAUUACGAUGCCUGGAACGUUAUUAAAUCUGUACCAGAAGGCCCUGUACAGUUACUGAUCAGAAAACGCAGAACUUCAGUGUGAUGGAAGCAUUAGAUCUAGUGACACUUACUAAGAGAAAAGAUUUAAAACUGGCUGGAAGCUGUUUUUUGAUUCUAAAACCAACACAGAAGUGUCUUAAUACUCUACAGAGAGGUGCUAAGAGCCUUGGAGAACCACUGAGCAAGCGCGUGAAGAGCAUCAUAAAAUCUCACCUAAUUAUCAAGGAUGAAGGAAGCCAAAUGUUAGAGACACUUUUGUAUUAUGUGGCAGUUUUAAUGGAACUUCAAGACCUCUCCUGGGUUUGAUUUUAAAUAUUUUGACUGAGAUAAAUAACACUGUGCCUGUCCCCGAUAGAUUUAGUAUCUGCAGAGGGAGUAUAACUUGUUGGUUGCCAUCCUGUUGACAAGGAUGGGUAUUUAGACUGUACUGUAUAACGCAGCUGUAAUAAGGCUUCAGAACACUGACUAAGGGUCUGGUCCUUUUCUGUUGUAAUAAGAGAAUGUCUGGAACAAUCUCACUUUAUUCUUCUAAGUGCAGUUUUACUAGAAAUGCAUGACAAAAGAGUUUAAUUUUGCACAAUUUUAAUGCCUAAAACAUCAGCAUUUUAUUGCAAAACUGGAAAGUCCUUCAAUUGUGGUGAAUGCCGAGUCAGUUCAUGAGUUCUAAAAACUGAUGAACUGACUCGCCAUCCACCACAAUUGAAUUGAAUUUUAGAUGUAACUUGUAUCUGAAAGCACUUGGCAUUAAUGUGGUAGAAAUCUGUGAGCAAGAGCAUCAUGCCCACCAAGGUGUAGACUGAGCUGUUAGUUAUGAUUAAAAUGGGAGCAAUAAAAAUUGGGGUCUGAAUUUUCAUAUUUAAGGUUUGCAAUGUUAGAGACCUUAAAAAAAUUUUUCUUUAAAAAAAAAAGAGGGGUUAUUUUGUGUGCUGAGCUCUUGCAGAUCUCAUAGACUUAAGCGAUCACAAAGCACAUCUGAAAGCCAGGCUGCUUUUAUUUGGCUGCAGGAGGGAUUUCAACGUGUUAAGUCUGAACUGGCUAUAUUUGUGGUGGCUUUUAAUUGCUCUUUUUUGUCUUCUCUUGUCCAGUAUUUAUUUUUGCUUGUGUGAGAGUGGGUGAGGGUAUGUGUGUAAGAUAUAAGUACAGCUGGCUGUGUCAGGAAGAUGCUGACGCUGAGCAUUCUGGAUGACGAAAGUGAACACUGUUUGUGUAGAUGGGAGAAACCGUGCUGUUAGAUACAGCAAAACUGACACGGUUGCAGUGUGUGAGCAUUUCUUUUUGAUUUUCUCACCUCUACUCACGGUAGAGGCACCAGUAGCAGAGCAUGCUGCUGAGUGUUAUUUGUAAUCUGCCGUGCUGGCAGGAGAGUGUGUGGGUGCAAGAGGUUAGACUCUUACUUCUAUGAUAGCUAAACAACAUAAAAGAGAUACAGGAGGGAAAGGGCCAGUGUCCUUCUCAGCUGAGGAUAAGUUGUUUGUUCCAGAGUGCUCAGGUUGUUUGUCACAUUAGGCUGGAGACUGUUGCAGCCACCCUGCCCAGCGUGAAGAGCUUUCAGCCUGGAGAUGGUCCAGAUCUAAAGUGCUGCCUGUGUUUCUAGUGAGCCAAGGCACUGCGUAGCUGCUGCAUAAAGGUCUGGGCUUGUCGCUUGGCCCUGCACCAAGAUCAUACUGUAGUUCAGUUUAUUUAGAUUUAUUCAGCAGUGCUUGGAGCAAUGCCUCCAGGUUAGUGGAGCACUCGCUUCGCUUCAUUUCUGUGACAGCUUCAUUAGACUGCAACUCAUGACGUGCAGAGGAAAAUUCAGUUCUGCAAAGCAACCUGAGACCAGGCAAGCAGAAAAGCUGUGCAAUAUUUCCCUGAAAAUGAAUAAAUUUAAUUAUUUUUCAGUGACAUAUUAGCAUGUGAAUCAAGGGAGAGAUGCAACUUUUGGUUACAGGAAAGACAAUUUUGUACAUAUUCCAAUAGCUGCUUUGCCUGCAGGAUUUCUGUGGAAACCAAUUCAGGUUCAGUGCUAUGAAAGAACAGUGGAACUGGGUCCCCUGUGACCCUAAAGCUCAGUCACUCCAUCGGGACUGGUCCUUGCCUCCGGUCACCUCCAUGGUGGGAGAGGCUUCAGGAGGAUGCAGCUUUUUGGGUCAGAGGACCACAAUGAGGUUGUCAGCCUGUGCUAGGAUACAAGAGGUUACCCCUGCAUAGUUGCUGAAAAACAGGGAGAAGACAUUUGGCAAUGACAAUUAAAUGGCAAGGCUUUCUUCAGGAGUGACCCAAAUCUGAUUGCAAUAGCGUGUAUAAUAGAUACAUAAAAUGCAUGUGGAAUUUAAUGCAGCGUAGUGAAUACAUACCUGUAUACACAUAAUACGUACAAGCGCAGUACUGAGUUUUUGCUGCUUUAAUGUGGUCACAGUUGUGUUUUAGGAAAUGGCUUUUUUUUUUCAGUCCGCAGUUUGAAAUUUUGGAGGUUCCAACGCAGGGAGGUGUAUGUCUCUCUUGCUUCUAAACUGGUGUGAGCUCAAAGGUAAAGUCUUCAUUUUGUAAAUUAAACUUAAUUUGAGGUGCUUUAAGAUGAUAGGUGGUAAAUAUUUUCAGAUGCUUAUUUGCAGGUACUGUUUAUUGUGAGUGAUUUAGAAGGCUUUCAGUUUUCAGUAAUCGAAUACUGUUUGGUAUUUUAUUUUACAUGCACGUAGAUAUGUGUUGGCUGAGUAACGGCAAAAAGAGGGGGGGAUUUUUGUGUGUGAUUCAGUAGUGGCUAUAAUUUAAAAGAUAGGUUUAGUGUUUUAAGUCAGAUAGUUACUAUGGAUAGAAUGAUAGACUUUUCUACUAACAUUACAGCAAGAAAAAGAAGAAUAUUUAACCCCGAUUGUUUCUGUUCCAGAAAAUAAUUUGUUUGUUUUGUGAAAGAACAAGAAACAUCUUUUCUGAUGGUACCGGUGUUGAUAUGACUACAGUUGCAUUUCCUGAUGUCUCUGUUGGGGUGACUUUCCCCACAAAAGUGCCAGGAUUUAGGCAGUCUGGGUCUGCUUUGUUUCAGACAGGAUGAACAGACCAAACAGAUGUGGUGAACCUUUGGUUAUGCACCUGGCAAAGUAAAUACUCUUUCUAAGAGCCUGGUUACACCAAAGUGACAAAGGGCAUUGCAUUCAUUCAUCAUUACUCAGUAGGUUCACGAGCAUUUUUGGCCUUGCUGUUUGCAUAUGGGUCCCCAUAGUGAUUCUUUGCCAUGCUGCAGGGUUGGCCAGGCUCUAGGAGAGCAGUGACUCUCCAGAGACUGUAAGUUGCAUCUUGGAAGACCAAAAACUCAGGAUGAAAUUACAGACUUGGUCCACAACUCUUCACCAGGGACCUGAAGUCCUGGGUCACAUCCUGGAUGUGAGAGUGGGCUCUGGUGAGAUACUGCCAUUGCAUGUUUUGCAGCCUUUUGUAUCUGGAAGCUUUUUCCAGCUUCUGUGGGGAUUUGCAUCUGUAUUAAAAACUGUGAGAUUAGGCCUAAAUUAGGGAGGGAGCAACAUCUGAUCAUUUUCUUUUUUAAAAAAAAAAAAAAGAGAGAGAGAAAAUAUGAGGGCAGGUAAGUAUUAAUAAGCAGUCGAGUGAUUAAUAUUUUCUAAUGAUCUUCACCUAACUCUAGUUAAUGUUCUGCAGUGGUUCUUGUCAAAGUCUGAAGGAACUAUUCCCAGAUGGGAAUGUUUACCUGGUUCUACAUUUAGGGGAUAUAAAUGUAUACGUGGAACUAUUGAUAAGCAGUAGACUAGAUUAUAUGAGAAAUGGGGAUCCCACUGUAGUUAGGUUUUGAGUGUUAGGCUGAUACACUUAUUGUAUGAUAUUGUAUAUUUACACUUUUAUUUAUAUAAAUAAAACUUCUUUUAAUGAAAACUGUUUAAUAUGCCUUGUAUAUUACAAAAAAAAAGUGAGUGCAAUAACAUGAAAUAGAUUGUACAUUUUUCAAUUUGCUGUCUCUGUUAUGUAAAUCUGUAUUGCCAUAAACUGUUUUGUUUCAGGUUUUUAGUGAUUUUGGAAAUAAAUGGUAUCCUUAGUA